Messenger RNA from Xyrichtys novacula (pearly razorfish), 49588 nucleotides. The record is from the annotation of a GenBank genome assembly. Lineage: Eukaryota; Metazoa; Chordata; Actinopteri; Labriformes; Labridae.
GAGAUUUGCUUGGCGCCGCGACCUCAUGUGAGACACCUCCUGCGCGAGCCAGUCCGACGUUACCUCUGCAGAGGAAAACGCAAUGGAUCCCUGAACGGCUUUUAUUUCCCUCAUCGAAAACAUUUUUUUUGCAUCCAAAAAUACUGUUUAUCUCCUAAAUUUGAGGCGUAACAGGGCGGUGCAACGAUGUGGAUCCAGGUUCGUACUAUAGACGGGAAGGAGACGCGAACCGUUGAGGAUCUUUCUAGAUUGACCAAAAUUGAGUCUCUACGGUUGAAAAUACAGGACAUCUUCAAUGUAAGCCCACAACAACAGCGCCUAUUCUACCGAGGAAAGCAGGUAAACAUUAUUUUCACGUCGUGUCGUUAUGCAACCCUCGAUCUUUGCAGCUUUGGCAGGGGUUUGGUCCUCUGGUGGAGAGUGGAGUGGUCCUCUGGUCUUGUAGUCUUUUCGGACUCAUGCGAGCUUCCUGUUUUGAUAGGAAUUCGCCAAUAGUUCUUGCGCAAUAGUCCCGGGUACGCGGUGUGCCAGCCCCCGAGAGUAACGGUGAUACUAUAUGGAAGUUAGGCACUGUUAUGAAACCGUGUCUCAGUGUCCAGGAUGCUUUUCAGGAGCCCCUGAAUGCAACAAAUGUUUCACCGCCGUAGACAUGUUUGUUUACAUUGCCGCGAGUGAGAAAAGGGAACAUCGCCCUCUGUUUCCACAUGUGCAUCGAAGAAGAGCAGCGCUAGAAACAACCUCAAUCACUCCAUAUAAGAGCUACUGUGUCCUCUUUUUAUUCACUCCUGCAACUUUCCUCGCGUAUCUGUCAUACUGAUGUGUUUUUGCGUUUGUAGCAUGUAGCACCAGCUGUUAGACGGAGCCCAUUAAUGAAGCAUGAGCCUCGUCCAUGCUGUGUGGUGUGUUAUGAUGAUAAUGUUAACGAUCAUUUGAUGGAGGAGGGGACUCCUGGCUCCACGUGCCCUGACAUCUCUGUGGGUUGUUGUGUUUACAUAAUGGCGUCACUACACUACAGUGUGCACACUGUACAGUGAGGAUGGACUAUUCAGAGUUGGUGAGUGAACAAACUAAUAUCUGCAUCAAAUUGAUGUGCACAUUGUAGUCUGAUUUGCACUUAUCCAGCUUCAACAGUGCUCUUUGUAAGAAAAACAUUUCUCAGUAGGAUAUUAUUUGGAUAGCAAAUUAAUUUUGUUGUUUGCACAUGAUCACAGUAAAGCUAACUUCCUGUCAUAGUGUUUUAUCAAAUGAGCUGCAUUAUCUGGAAUACUCCUAUCUUAUAGUGAUGGGAAGAACAGUUCUUUUGACUGUACUGAAUCUUUAGAAUCUGUUCAUUAAAAUGGUUUGUUCAAAAGAUUUGUUCACUGAAUCAGUCAGUGCCUCUGCCUGCCUCAAGUCAUUCGGAAGUCGUUCAUUUUGUUCACAGUCUGACUGAUACAUUUCGUUCACAUACUGACUGAUACAUAUCAUUCAUUCGCUGUGAGCAAAUCACAAGACUGCGCCCACCCGCUAGCUCGCUGGCUGUGUGUUGUUCACCAAAGAGUUAAAGGCAGAAGUUCCACUCCUGACCAGCAUGUCACUGACGUCAGGCUCGCGGCCUAGCUUAACUGAACCGAGAAAGGAACGAAUCAGGUCUCAUAGUGAUUCCAUUCACAGCGUUCACUCAGCAGUUCUUUUCUUUUGAACGAAACGUUGAUGAAUGACACAACACUACUAUAUUGUGUCAUGUGCUUUGCCGAAAAGGUGUGCAUUAUUAUGCAAAAUUUCAAGCAAUGUUGUGCUCUGAUAAUGCAAUUCCACUAUACUGAUGUUGUCCAUAUUUUUGGCACCUAACUUUUGAAAAAUAGCACCACUUGAAAACUGUGCAUGAAUCAGAAUUGACAUGCCCUUUAAUUCUUAUUUUGAUCCCACUAAAGAUAACUGCAUCAGUAUGUUACCACAUCUCAAAAGCUGACUCAGAAUCUGCCAAUCAAGCUACAAUAUACCUGAAAAGAUGUAAGCACAUGUAACAGCACAUGGUGUUUUUAAGUUGUCCAAAAUAGUCAUCAGAACACCAGAAUUUUAAACGUUCAUAUGAUACCAAUAAAUAUCAACAGUGUUGUUACUUGUUUCGAUACGAUAGCAACAAAAAUGAACCCCCUGAGCGCCCGUAACUGGGUAUCUUUUGUUUUUAUGUUUCAAUAGAACCAUGUCCCAACAUUGCUGUUACACACUCGCCUCAUAGUAGGAACUGUUUAAAUAGUUUUACGUAAUAUUUUGCCCUUAGAUGUAACAGACAGACUUGUCUGACCUGUCUUAGUGUGCAUGAUUUGUUGAAGGUUUGUGAGACUCUACCCUAAAAGCCCUGGUAAUAAGUAGACAAUGCUUAUGGAACACUGGUGUUGUAAUGUAUUUAUAAUUUCAACACAAUAAAGCUGAUAUUAACACAGUGUGACUCAGCCAAGCAGAUGAGCUGGCAGGAAUAAGCAGCAUGCAUGAUGUGUUAAUCUCACAUUCCUUGCAUUAAAUUACAGUCCUGUUCAUUCAUUUUUGAAUGCUCGUUGUAGGCUACGGAAGCCCUAAGCAGACAAGCAUACAUUUAAUUUUUUCAGCUUUCUUGUGCUAAAGAGUUGGUGUCACUUAUUCUCCAGAGAUUUCAGUAGUCAGUCGUAGCAUGGUCUGGUCAAUUACAGCGUUCACUAUUUAGUUUUUGACAUCAGAUAAAAUUAUCCUGUAAAUACGAGCGAGGAUGUCCCAAAGCAACACAUUUUCUAAUUGUUAAAACAGAAAUCUAAAUUCAGAUAAACCGACUGUUCAAAAGGUAGUCCUCUAGUCUUUCGUCCUCCUUUUAGGUUUAAUUUCUUGUGCCUGUGCUGGUUAGACAUGAUGACUUACAGUAUAUGAGCAGUUGUAUGCCAGUCUAACCAGACUCAGAAAACUUGCUCAUAGUGCCAUGCUUUACCAGCGCCAUGGUAGUACAAAGUUGGCCUCUUGCUAACACAUUUUGCUGAUCGUUUUUAUAGUACCAAGCAGCAAUGGGGCACCUUCUGUCGUGGUUGUGCACAUGCUUCAGUCAGUAAUUUGAUUCUUAGCCCACAGCAUGUAAACUGGGACAAGGAGAGUAGUCCGGUUUAAUUGCCUAAUGGAGCUGUAACUGUAGCUGAUUUAAACUGUGAAUGUAAAUUUGUGGACGUGUCUCUCUUCCAGGUCUUUUUACUUUUACAUGUUGUUGUUACUUUGUCUCCCAUUCACACGCUGGUUCCUAAAUAACUAGUGCCCGACCGAUUUAUCGGGGAGCUGAUUAAAUCGGCCAAUUUUAGCCAUUUAAGACUAAUUGGUAAUCGGCCAAAACUCGCUGACUUUCGCCGAUAUUUUUAGAAAUAAAAUGCGGAGAAUAAGAUUCGGUUUCACUUUGAAAAUGUUUCGCCAUUUGAAAAGUUCCCCGACUUAUCCUGUAGAUGGCGCAGCGACCUCAUGACAAUCUUCAUCCACUAACUGCCUCACAGCACAGCAGAGUGACGGAUCUGAAGCAGGCAGCUCAGGGACGCACGGAGGAGAGUGGUCCGCCUCAACGGUAAAUAAAUGAGUUUGUGAAGUACACAAUAAAUCAACAAGUUUCAGUGCAACCCACUUCACGAUGUUCCCCGCUGUGCUGGUCUCGGUCACGCCGAGUUAACGGUAAAGCACCAUGUAAUAUGCAAGCUAAAGUUAGAGUUAGCCACCUGCUAUUAGCCUUGCUACACUGUUAGCCGUGUCAGUAACGGUCGAAUAAACAACAGUACACAUUAUGUGAUCGAGCUACUUCUCUUACUGAGGCAGCUGCAUGUCUCCAGAUGAGACCGGACUGGAAGUAAGUUACACGAGUUAUGACGCGAAGGCACCGAUCGGGCCCUAUAAGUAACCCUAAAAAAGUUUGUUUAGAUCUCAAGAAAGUAGAUCUAGAAGAGUCUUGUUCAUGUGAUAAGGUAAAAAAGCGAAGAACUUGAAAUGAACAGGAAACUUGUCAUUUCGGAAAAUGGAUUUAUGUCCCAUUCGAGCUUGAAUAGCAGGCAGAGGAACUCUCUAGUAGUUUCUUUGUCCGUUAGUUGUCCAUUCUGCUUCCUCCUGUGGAAUUAAAUGAUAAUAAACCUGUUCACAUAUAAAUCUUACAGGUCAUAAUGGAUUGGUUUUGUUGGGAUUGUGUGGUGCAUGUAAGGCAGGACAAGAGGAAAUAAUAAUUCAGACUGGAACAAUGGUUUACAUGGCAACCUGACUAUUCCAUUAAUUGAAAAGAAAUGCGAGGGGUUGUGUUACAUGUGAGGCACUGAGGCCGUUAGAUGCAUUUUUCAUUCUCAUACUAGUGAACUGAUUUCAUUGCUCGAAGCAUUUUUCCUAAAGUCAAUAGGAAGCGAGUCUUGGCUUGAAGAAUUUCAUCAGAUCUAGUAGGGAAAAUGUUUAAUUAACAUUUUAAGGUUAACAAUUAAUAAGCUGUUUGCUGGAGUCGAGCUGUGUGUGGUGGCAUAGACUCGGGCCCCGUGAAUCCUGUGCUUCCUUCAUUUCACUGGAAAAUAAGGGGGAGGGUUGAUUAGGGGAUUUCCACGUGUUAAGCAAUGCAAGGAAUGAGCCAUUGACUCGCAGCGUACACUAGCUAGUGCCCUUACAUGCUUGGAGGGGUGCCUGCGCUCUGCAAAGAUUUCGACUUGUAGCAGUGUAACUCUAAUCUAAUUCUUUUCCAAAAUGGCGUCUUGUUUUUCCCCCUUCAGCUCACUGCGCACGCUGCCUCACCCGUUCAAAGUCAUGCCUGCCCUUCAGUUGGAAGGGUCUCGAGCCACACAACUUUGCCUCUGUGUUUUUUUUAUGGGCUUUUCAAUUUGCCUUUGCACCCGAUGUGCCUCUAUUUCACUUCGACAACAUGUCACGCACGUUCACAGGCAGACUUGCACACACACCUUUCACACUUUUCAUGCAGCCUCUCAGCUCAACGCCAACUCUCACUUUUGCUGUAGAUUUCUCAUUUACUAACCAAGAAAAACACACUUGGCUUCUCUAUGAUGUGGUUUACUGCUCUGUUUGUGUUGUAUCUAUGUGCUGCGAGAAGAAGGCUGUCGUUUCUCCUCUGCAGAGGCACCAACAUGUUUUCAUUUCCAGAUCAUCCUGCUGCCGUCCACCAUGAACUGCCGGUUGUUGGCCUGUAGGAAAGCUUUAUUGGCUUGCCCUCUUUCACGCAGACUGUUGCUGUGACCUAGAUAUUGCCACAAUUUGAUUAUACAUACACGGAUGUUGUGGCUCCUCGAUUGAUCAGCUAGGCCGUAUAUUUCACCCAGAAUUUCAGGGGAAACUAGAGUUGGCUGCAGCCAUGCGUGCACAGUCACACCCUUCUUCGACAGAUAUGCCGGACAAAAAGCAAAGACAAAAGACGCAUGAAACCUAGACUACAACUGCAGGCUUUCUAACACUCCCACGCAUUCUCUUAGUUUUUCUGCCUUCAGUGGUUGAAAGGCCUACCUGUUUGUUCACUGUCUCAGCUCAGAUUACUAAAGAAACCAAGGUUGUUACACGGCAAAUCAUUGUUUUUCUGGUUGCAUGUCUCUUGUGCCAAAAAAAGUAUUUGUUUGGAAUUAAUAUACAUAAAAAAAUCGAGAAGUUUUAUAACUAACACAGUGUUAUCAGCGCCCUCUGAAAUGGUUGUUUCACAAAAUAUAUUGAAAUUUGCUGAAACAUAUGAGGUUAGUUUCUGUGCAACAACUUUUCUACAUGAACAAUGUGUCCUAGAUUUCUCUUCGUAAAAACAAAAUGUCACAAUGUCCUCACUCAAACAAACAACUAUAAAGCUGUGUCCAUAAAAACACUCGAUUAGGUGCCAAAUCUCAAGAGAUCUUGGAUUUAUUUUAACAAGCACGGCUCAGUUUAUUGAGAGUGAGGAAAAAGGAUAAAGAGAAAAAGGAAUCUUGUCCAAACUAGCAGAUAAUUUAACUGAUUUUUAACAUUUGAAAAUAUGGAUGCAGUAAAAAACUCAGACUCUUUAUUCUGUGUAUCGGUUACUUUGCCUCCGUUUAGAAAAUAACAUCUGUUCAUGAAAAUACAACCAACAGGAGGUAAAAAUAAAAGAUAACUUUUGAUUCCUUAUUGGUAAACUGAUGGCAGAAUGAAAGUUUGGUGGACGGCAGGCUUGCAGACACGCCCUGUGUGAUUGUUUUUGGAAAUUUGACCUAUUUUGCUCGGCUCUUAGCUAAGACGGCCUGUGGGUGGGGACGUGGGCGAAGACGACCGGGUAUGAGUAAGGGGUUUGGAUUGGCAGCUGGACUAAAAUAGGCCAAUUUUUGCUCUGCUACAAAAUUGGUUUUCACACCUUAAAAAAAUAAGCCUUUUUAGUUUUAUGUGGGCCAUCCUGGUUCCUCAGUCCUCCACUGAUCGACAUGAAUGCAAAGAUUUUGGCUCAUAAAGCUGCAAGAUACUGUUUGAAAGCACGGCAGCUCAGUAAUGAAACUCAACAGAUGCUGCUCGCUCUACCUGCAGCUUCUGCUACACAACACGCUCUGGAUUGAUGGAAAUAUUCACUGAUAGAAAAGACGUUGAUAGUGAAAAACAUUUGGGUCUGCAUGAUCGUUUACAUGAUUUUACAGUGUCUCUGCAGCAACACGUCUUUGUUUGAUAUCCUCUUUGACCUUGUACUUUGUUCCCUCUCACAAUAAAAAAACGAGUCUUUGAAAGAAUGCCUGUGGAUAUGCAACAGAGGAAUUAGCCCGGUUGAGAGGUGUUAAUUUUAUUCACACAUGCACACAUAGGCACACAUCAUCGCAGUGCCAAGGUUUUUUUUUUUUUGACUCUGAUUUGUUAAAACCUUUAGAGAAAUCUUCAUCAAGUGCCUCUUGUUUCGUGUAAAGCUUUGUUGUGAUAUGUGCUCGGCACUGAAACCUCCCGUUGGAGCUCAGAACAGCCUUCCUUGUUGUUGUCACGUAAUGAAGACACCAGGAGAGAUGUCUGUUUUUUAUUUGCCUGCAUUAUUCAUGGCAUACGAGAAAGUGUGACAUCCUUGGUGAUGUUAUCUGUCCUUCAUGCUCGGGACGGUCAACAUGGCCAUUUUUCUGUCAAAGUGAUCUUGCCCUCUGUGACUGUGUCAAGUAUUUUUCCGCCAUUGUCCAUUCAGAAGGUGUUUUUGGCUUUUAGCACUAUUCAGCUGGUUAUUAUCCUAAUGAUGUCAGCGCUGUAACGCCUUGCCUUGAAAGCUUGGGGAGCGAUUACAGCCUGGAGAUCAUUUGUGAGGGUAGAUUCAAUGCAUGAAAUUCCACAUAUCGUAGCUUUGACUUUACGUUGUGGACUCUCUUCUUCGAUAUCGGCCCGUCUGUACUUGCAGGACUGGGAAUGUUUGCUGCAGGUUCUGCCGGCAAUCUUAUUGUCUGUUUUCCUUCACUGUUUGUUUGCCCUUUUUUUUCUUAAUGCAGUAUCAAGUUGCACAAGGCAGAGGAGGAUAGGCAAUUACUGUGACUAAAUCGAAGACUGAGUUGAGGCAGAAAAACAGACAAAGAAAUGCUGAGAUAGACACAACAGACAGAUACAGAAAGACAGGUGAGUAUUGUACCCACUGUAUGGCUGUGUUUGCACCACUGCUCCUCUGAUCUAAAUUUCAUGAGACUAUUAAAAACAGGGAGGGAUGGAGAAAUUACGCUUGCUCCCUACUACAAUCUCCUGCCCGCCUCCGACCGCUCUCCUCCUCGCUGUCAAAUAACGAAGACAAGAAGGGGAGCGCGAGCCAGAGUGGCGGCCAUGCUCAUCUCUCCAGUACAAUGGGGCUUGUAGGGUUGAGGGCUUAAAAUGAAAAGCGGAUGUCUGCAAUGAGUUUGCGUGUCUGCCAUAAGCUCUGUUUCUGUGGCAGUAGCUGGACUACUGUAUACUUAACAGUCGAUCGCAUGCGUUAGAGGAGUACAUAUGGGUUUCUAAUGGGGCCUCAUUGUUUUUUCAGGAGCUUAUUUUUGUUGUGAGUGUAAUUCUCUGGUGGCCAUAAACCGCGUUGCCUGACAGAGUCACGACGACGGCGAUGAUGGUGAUGAUGGUGGUGUUGGUGGUAGUGGGUUUUUGUCGACAGAAAUUGUGUACAUGAUUCAGGUUCAUGGGGGUGGGCUGGAAAAAAAAAAGGGGGGGGGUGCUCUCCUUUGGUUGUCAUAGCAACCCAGUCAUUCCUUCUUUCCCCCAGCUACAUCUCCUAUCACUUUAAUACAUGCAUCUAUUUCUGUUAGUUAUUUCAUUUCUUUUUAUUUCUCGUUGAAAACUAGUGCAGAAAAUCCGUGAUCGGGGAUGCAGUCGAGCAUUUUGUAGUCAUUCAGAAUGGCCUGUAAUUAUGGACAGCCUUCCAGUCAUACGUGCAAAUGUGUUUUCUGCCUUCAUAAGAAAAAGAAAAAAGCUGAAAUGCUUUAAACUGCAUACAUUUAUACAGUAGCUAAACACUGACUCAUUUGAGAGUCAAUGUCGUCUCUGUGGACGCUCAAACAUUGUCCUAAAUGUAGAUGUACGGAGAUGUUGUGUACGUUUGAAGUGAUCUUAAUGUCAUAGGAUAUAGUUAGAUUACACUGUUGUUUCCUUCCUCUGUGCACAAUGUUAUCUUCUGUCUUAUGCAUCUUUGUUUGUCCUUGACAAGUAGCUGAGUGUGUUUGUCUGAAGGCUCUCUGUGGCGCAGUGGCUUACAUUUGCUCUCACAUGGAUGGAUGCAUAUUGGGCGAAUUGCAGCCAGUUUUAUCCCGGUAAUGAAUAAGAUGCAAAUCUCCAUUUACAGUUUCUUUAUUAAAAGGAUAAUCUGCAAAUACGAGAUACCAGAUUUUAGGGUAGGUAUGUUUUUCUGCUCCUUGUAAUCAAAUUACUGUUGACCAGUCACAUAUUAGCAGGCUUUGUUGUAUGCAGGACAAACAUCCCAUACGUAGAGCUAUAGUAGGCAGAAAGCAAUCUGCUGUAAUGACACCCUGUCUCGUUUUGGCAUAAACUAUAACUGAUGAUUUAUUUAUCUCUUUACACAGAUAUCAGGAUGCAAGUGCUGCUUGUCAUUUACUCCAGAUCAAAAACUUCUGCAUAAAUCCUCAACAUUUGAAAAAGCCAAUCAGCAUCAAGAGUGUUUUUCACUCCCUGAAAUGCAUAAAAAAAGCAAAAUCAAUUUCAAUUCAACAAGAAAACAUUUUGAAAGCUGUUUUUUCCUCCUCAUGGGGACAGACAGGCCUGUAAGAGCCUGCUGUCUUAUUUUUUUUACAGUUCGUUAUCAUGUUGAUAUUGUUUCAUGCAAUCAAGAUUUGCCAAUUGCAGGAUAAUCACGAGGAAAAUGUUUUAUUUUUCAGGUUCACAUGACCAAAGUACAUCUCAGCGUAACUUACUUUCAAAGGCACUGUGUGGAGUUUUUAACUGGUUAAAAAACAGUGUGAAACUGAUGCUGAUGCCUCUUUAUAAUCUUAAGAAGCAAACAAGAUAAUCAGCAACAAGACUGAUCAGUUCACUGAAGUAAUUUUUGAUAAUAAACCGCCCUGAGGAGGAAGGCAAGAUGAGUGUAAACAGCCUUUUUGACUUUUUCCAUGACAAAUACAAAGGGUGAUAUAUUUCUCUUAUAUGUUUACACAAACAGUGUAGUCAAACUACAGUUGUAGCUUAAUCUGUCUUUCUCUCGGUAUAAGUAUUACACAUCAAAACAGCUGGCAGUACAAACAAUAAGAGGCUAAUGGGACGUAUGUGAAAUGAUGAAAACAGGAUUCUCCUUCUCUUCGUUUGUCGUUGUUUUGUUUACCAUGUGACUUCCUAGCAACGCAUCCAUGCAGUUGAACUCCUGGCUCAAAGCCCAACAUGUGAACACUGAAGUAUGGGUUAGUUUCAGUUCGUUUAUUACAGCUGUAUAUUACACGACAGAGAAAAUCGACCCAUUACCACAUUAACCAGGUAUGUUAGGCUGACUAUGAGAAAUUCAUGAGUGCGAUUUCAGUCUGACUAAUGUCUUUAAACGAUUUAAAAAAUUCAGUUCAGUCGCAAUAAGGCAGUAAAUCUUUUUUUUUAAACUGCAUGUAGGAGGGCACCAAUCAACACAAACCAAAAGUGUCUCACAGCAGCUUUAACUGUAAAACUGAAACAGAAACAGAUGACUGGGUGGUCCUCAUGAGGAUGCAAUCAGUGUCUUCAUGACAGUGUUAAUUUUGAAGACAGAUCUUGAGCUGCAAACUUUGCUUCUUCGUUGAUAUAAACAUGGCGUUUUUAGGUUUUAAACAGUUGUAAUUCUCGGUGAAUGAAUUGUUGGCUGGGGGUCUUAAUUUUGCCGACCACUGGCUGUGACUGAAUGUUGUAAAAGUUGACCAUCACUGCCAAAGGCAUCAUUGGCAGAUGAUAGCCGAGGGGCUCCAGAGAUUUCUGCCACAAUGAAAACGGCUUUUCUUUGUGUUUGCUGUGCGUAUUUAUACAGUUUUCUAUAUUUAUGUUUUCAGAUGGAGGAUGGCCAGACGCUGUUUGACUACAAUGUAGGUCUCAAUGACAUCGUCCAGCUGCUGAUUCGCUCACAGACUGAUGCACCAGACAGCCCCGCCAACAAGGACUCCUCUGGUGUUUCCUCUAGUUCAGCCCCUCCCUCUGACACCAAGUCUGAAAGCCACAACUCCUCUCCAGCUCUUGCUGCUAUGGAAACCUCCACCAAAAUAGACAAUGACAGCAGCAGUGUAAAAACCAGCAAUCUAAUCGAAACCAAGCCGGACACCAGCGCUACCAGUAAUUCAGCCAGUACCAAAAAUGGGUUCAAGUCCUCCAGUCCAACACGGGAUUCCCAGCCUCAUACAUCCAGCAAAAACACACUAGCCGACCCAGGAAUUGGUGUGUAUAAGGUGAGAACACACAUUACACGAGACUCACCAAACCCUGUUCAGAGCCAGCUCCAGAUUAGUAAUACUCCACAGCCCACAUGUUGGUGAAUCUACUCUGCACUGGGCUUUUCUGGCUGGACUGGCUGACUGCCUUGUCUGAGAAUUACAUGCGUGGGACUGAACUAACCCUUUUUUUUUCAACGCCCCAUACAGCCUGCAGGAUGGAUAAAUAAUGUAGCUUGGAAGAGGAGUAGUAAAUCGUGGAACUUAGAUAUCAAGGUCACAUACAUGUACAAGCAUUCACUGCAGGCCUAGUGCAUAUUUUUUUCCUUUUCUUUAAAACAGAGAACAUGUAUGGCAAACCAGUGUCAUUUACCGUAUUCACAUGGCAGCUAUUUUCAUUUAUCCUGAAGCUCGGAUAGAAAGCUGAAAUGCUGUCAUGAUUUACUGCUAAUAUUUAGGAAACCUGUGAAAAUUGCGUUAAUUUUCUAGUUUUGGAUUAAAUGGCAACUAAAAAAACACCAAAAGUAUAAAUAUAUCAGGAAAACGUAAGUAUAUUUGAAAACCUUCAGUCACUGUUAGAAAAUAGCGUUUUGUUAAUGAGCAUUUGUAUCUUUGCUAACCUUGAUAAAACAGAGAUGACAACCCCUGUUUGAUGCUCAUGUUAGCUUAUCACCAUUAGCUUUAUUUAACCUAGUUUAGUGCCAAUGCUAGGGUGACCGUAUUUUGAUUAGGGCCCGACCGAUAUGGAUUUUUUUUGGGGCCGAUACCAAUUAUUAGGAGGGAAAAAAUCCGAUUACCGAUUAAUCGGACGAUUUUUACAUUUUUUUUAAAAAUGUUUUUAUUUUUUAAGUUUACUCAAAGAUGCCAUACAAUUCCAAUACAUUUAAAGUUUGCCUCCUCUGCAUGGAUAGGAAAUUGUUACACUACCAAAAACUAUCUAUAAACAAAGACACUAAUUCUUAUAGGCUUAAUGAAAAAAUGAUAGAAAUAAUGUCUCUUCUGUAGUAGAAAAAUAAAGUAUUCAUGAAUACCGCUCUGUUUUAUUAGCAAUCCAACGUAAACAAAAAUAGCUCUCACAAACUUACAAAAAAUAUCUGUAUCUUUAGUUUUCUUCUGUAUCCUGGUGGCUUAAUGAAAACAAUGAAAUCCAGAACAUUUUCAUCACUGAAUAAAAACAAAUAAAACAGGACGGCCAGGACAGGAUGGAAAACAAGACAUGUCCUGGGAAAACAGGAUGUCACCCUAGCUUAUGCUUGGUAAAAUAAAUUGAUAAUAAGUAUGUUUAAUUUAGUGUAUAAUUACCUAAUUAUAAAAAAGGUUUAUUUAUUGUCUAAAAGUCAUAAAAAAGUAUGAGUAGUGGACUUAAAUACAAGGGUCUCUGUAAUUAACUUUACAACACUUGGUUCAAAAGAUAUCCGCCUUCAUUUCUCGUCCCUGUCUUCUCAGAUUAACGAGCUUGUGGACUGCAGAGAUGUCAGCAUCGGCGCCUGGUUCGAGGCCUGCAUAGAAAAUGUGACACGAGCGCCUAAAGGACAGAUCACACCCACCAAAGGCAAGGUGGGCCGGCCCCCAAAAAGGACUAAUGGAAAGCUGGAGGCCGAGUUAGGACAGGCCCAUGGCCAAGGCCAAACCACAGACAGUAACAGGAAUAAUGUUGUUAUAAGCUCCGAGAGUAAUGGAGCCUCCACCUCUCAGACAGACUCUACAGCAGCGACAGAGACCAAGGAGAAAGAAGAGGACGUCCUUUACCACAUUAAAUACGACGAGUAAGUGACGGCUUAUUAUGGCGGUAGAGCGUUUCUGCUGCAGCUGAGCUGAAUUUGGUUUCAGUGAUAACUGAAACAUUAUCGCAGGUUUCAUUAAAAGUGUUAAGAAGAGAUCUGAAUUUGGCAGAAAACCGCAGAGUCCAGCAGACACAUUUUCAUCUGCUGGUUGGAUUGAGAUCUGCACUACUGUGUCUCUAACACGAUAGUUUUCUUUGCAUUUGCUGCGUCACAGCACAGCAGAAUCUAAGGUUUCAGUCUCGUUGCUUACACCUGUCCCCCUCUGUUCUGUUGCGUAGCAUUAUAGAUGCGCACAAGCUGAAUAUAUGGUAUGCGUGUUUGUGUGGUAGAAGUGGCUGCGAGCAUCAGUACCAGUGCUUCGGUGCAUGGGGAAUUGCAGCAUCCUCUUUCUCCUGGCAGUCCGGGGGUUGCAGAGAGAGAGAGAGGGGGGGGUUUGUGUAGUUGAUGCUACAAUUUGGACUCUAUCUCUCGCGCUCUCUUUUCCAGCAAAUUCAUUCAGAAGCCGGCGUUUCCAUGGUAACCCAUGAGUUCUCAGGAGCAUUACUUCUUUGCUUUCCUCCCUCAGCUUUGUCUGUAAUUGCUGUGAACAUGCCACCGGUGAGACACGGCUUCUUUGCCAUAUCUCAUCCUAGUGUGUGUGCCAGUGAGUCUUUCCACCAUGGGAUGUUGUGCUGCGGGAAACGGCAUCAAGGGCUGUUGAGCAGUGAAUGUGUGUUUUGUUUGAGGCAGACAUCGGUCCCAUUUGACAGUCUGCAAUCUUUCCAAUCCAUGUUUUGUUGUUUUGCAGCGGGGCAAUUAAUAUUUGCAGUGACAAUUCAGAAACACACAUCACUUCGUGUCCUUCUUUUUUUAAAACGGAAUGAAUUUAAUUAUUUAUCCUUUUUAUUAUUCUCCUCUAUUUUCUGCAUUUGACAGAUGGAAGCUGUAACUGAUAACAGAGGUACCUUGCUACAGCUUAACUACAUUAUUUGAUUAAGGUCUUUACCAAAUUACUGAAGUACUCGACCCCAGUUUUGCAUUUUGUUAUAAUAAAGCAAGUGAUCAAAAAUGUGAGCUUUCCGUUUGAGGGGCAGCAUUGCUAAUCCACUCUCCAGCUUUCUACUAAAUGUGCUUUCUAUUCCCGAACACCAUCCUGGGUUUCUUCCAUUAUUUGUUUGCAAGAGCAUAUUAGAGGGUGGGUAAGAAAGCGCCAUCAUCCCACGCACACGUACACACACACACACACACAUAUGCGCACACAUUUGCACACACAUUUGCACACUAGUACACUCCCCUAUUUAACACCCGCCUGCAGAGUCCCAAAAAGAAAACCCGGCCCUAACCUGUGGUGCAAACUGCUGUGUUUUUGCAUGAGUCUGUGCUGGGCAGUUUGUCUACAGAAGGUAAUAAGCCACAAAAUCAAAGGGAUAUGCAGUAUUUGUCUUGUCUCCGCUGCUCCCAGAGAACUAAGGUGGCAUGUUUGUAUUUGUGUGUGUAUAUAUGUGAUGUAUAUUUUUCACAGAUACGGUGCCAGGGUUGUAUCUCGGCUGAGCUUAGCAUAUGUUUGAGAUUCUCUCUGGAGGGACACACAAAUAAAGAAGCAAGACAAGCAAAUAUAGCUUGUGUUGAUACAGGUUUAAAGUGGACAGUUAUACUUUUUAUAUUCAAAUAAGGACUGACAUCCAAACACCUUAAAUUUAUUUGCACAAGUCAAUAUUAACUACCCAGCUAGAAAAAAAAAAAUCUUUUUUUUUCCAUGGAGUGAUUAAACAAAAACUUAAUAUGCAAAUUCGUAAUAAACCGUUCCAAGUAAAACAAAGUUGUCAAACUCGACAUGACAGUGAGCCUCGGCUGCAUGCAACAGUGUGUCAAAGCAGAGGUGGGAGUUGAAAAUGGUGUAGCUGAUUUUAUGUCUUUGUUUCAGUGUCAGGGUCGUGAUUAGUGAAUGCUGGCUCACUCACUCACUCACUCACUCACUGACUGUUCUUACUAGGACUCUUGGAAAUAAUGGAGCUAUUGUUAAUGUAAUAAGUAUCAACAGUUCUCUCCUUACAAUGAAAAGUCAGGAUGUCACAGAGGAGAUAUACAUUUCUGUCUAUCUAAAGCUCUACACCUUACUCGGUAAAUGUAUAUAUUCAUCGCUCUGAUAUUUGGCUGUUAAAAAUUCUCACAGGGUUUUUUUCUGUGUUAUGCUUCGUAAAUCAGCUCUAAUUACCAAGGAUCAACAUAAGCAGUGAAAGAGAUCUUAGCAGUAUCUUAAGCCACGGAGGCAGUUGGUUUAAUGUUAUCUAAAAAACAGCUGCUACCUGCCGUCGCUGAGAGAGUUUUAAUUUCUGCAGUAUUAAUUUAAAAAGAGAUGAUGAAAUAAGAAAGAGAUGAAAUGUAGUUUCUGUGUUCAUUAAGUCUCUCUAGCCCACUCUGAAUGUACUUUUCUCCACAGAGCAGCCAUUGUUUGAUUAAAGAGGAGUGAGUAUCUAAACACAGACAAAAACCCUGAUUUGAUCACUGGCUUGUUAAAAACACUGGUGUUUGUAUCAGGGGUAUGAACUGUACGACGAUUAUAUACGGUUAAGCUUACUUCAUUUAGUGUCGUUAUUCAGUGACCGCAAUCCUUUGCCUGAUAUUUCUGGGGACAUUUUUACCUGUCACACUUGGAAAAGCACUUGCAUAAUUAAUAAUAUUAAUAUUGACUGAAUUCCAUUUAGCUCCUCCAGUUACAGCGUCCUGCGUGGUUUGGUGCAUGCUGCUGGCUCGUACCAUCUCUUUCAUUGGUAACAGCUGUGCUUUCCCUCCUUCAAAGGGGGGCUUUAAAAUUGUACACAGUUCACUUUUAUUGGCCCUCGUCUCAGAAUAAACCCACAUUCAUCUUUGAUUACUCUGCAGUUUUUAGUAGGGACUUUACCAAGAGAUUAAUUCUUGUGUCAAUUAACUGACUAACAGCCAAUUAUUGUUGUUACGACUACUGUUGAAAACAGAACGAGGCGCCUCUUUGUUCAGUUAUUAGUUAAAACGUAGCUGAUGACCAAAUAUUGACAGUGUAAUGAAAAGGGACUCCUUUCAUUUUCAACAGCUGCAGUAGCUACAACAAACACAGACCCAUCCUGCUGAAAGUCUGUGAUUAACAGGGUCAGACACUAAAACUGAAGACUAGUUUAGAAAGACGCUGUAUUAUCACUCUUCCUCCUGUAGUCCUACAUCUAAGCUCCAGUGAGAAGUUUUUUGAUGAUUGUUAUGAAAUAGACUGAAAUUUAUAUGGAUGCAUUUUUAUGACGUACAAAAGCAAAAACCCUAAUUCUUGUUAUUAAAAACAGCAUACAGACAGUAUAUCCAAGUAGUUUUACAAAAUAUACAAAUCAACAGGAGGACAAAAAAACAGACAAAAAAAACAUACUUACAUUCACUCACAAAAUAAUAAUACACAACAGGCCUGUGAUGUAUUUUUACCUUAAGAUAAAAGAGUCAUAUUUAUAUCAAUAUUAAACAGUUGCAGUAAGAUUCAUUUUGAUUAUGUAUCAAUGCGGUUUUGCACCAGAAAACGCUCCCAGGACUUUUUAAAGUUCUCAUCAUCAUUAUUAAUAUUAGCUAACAUUUGUUCAUAUGAUAUUACUUCUAACAUAAACCUCAUCCAAUUUUUUAUAUCUGGCAUAGCUACACUUUUCCAUAAGCUGAGGAUCGCUCUAGCAGCUGUGACAGUCCCCAGCUUUAUCACAACAAAAUCAUGUUUAAAUAUAUUAGGUAAUUCUGUUUGAUUUCCCAACAGGCAGAUUCGAGGGGAUAGUGGUAUUGCUAUAUCUAAAGACUUUUCAAUAGAUUCUAUUACUUUUUCCUAAAAAGGUAACACAAGUCUACAUUUCCAAAUUGCAUGUAAAAAUGUUCCUGUUUGAUUCUGACAUUUCCAACACAGAUUAUUUCCCAUCACACCCUGGCAAAAACCUUCAUUCUUAAAUAUUUCGAGUUUUUGAGUAGCUUAGAUCUCAUUUGUAGGAAUCCAUCAUCUGGUUUGAGCUCAGAUUUACUCCCUCUCACCUUGGUUUCUGUUUAUGAUUGUAGUAGUCAUAGUGCUGCAGCAGGCUGCGGCAUAUGGUCGAAAAACAUUUAGCAUGAAUAGAAGAAGCAAACAGAGCACAAUUCACUGAUUUAAUUAUGGCUGAUCAGAUGCCAUCAUGCAAGGGUAGCUCAAAAUCUGUUUUGAUGCUUUGCUCAGGAAGCCCAUCAGCAUAUAGAUUUCCCAAGAUUUGUGGUCCCCUUCUCUGUAGUGCCCCUGCCAACAAAACGAAGCUUGCAUUUUUUUUCUUUGUACAGAUCUGCAUAGCUUAAACUCAAGAUCCAUUAACUGCAAGUAAAUCUUAAGAAAACUAGUUUCUUCAUGUGUUUUACUCCAGAGCAAAGCCUCUACUCUUUACAGAAAAACUGGGACUUACCAGAAACAGAUGCUCUAGUGGAUGAUACAAACCAAGACAUGAGUAUUUUAUAUAUAUCAAAUGAAGUUUUGCUUGAUUGUUUUAAUUUGGGACAAUUUUCAGUUGGGAGUUUUGUUGGCUGCAUAAAUUAAGAGAAAUAGAGAAUUCAGUGAGCUUCUGAAACUCAUUACAAUUUCCAAAAACUGGUUAAAAAUCUGCAAAUGUCUCCUUGUAAUACCUGUGUGUGUCUGCCACGUCAACUUUAAAAUGUUCAUCUUGAGAUAAAAGUAAUUUGGAUUCAAAGUGUAAAAAAACUGUAGCUUCACUUUUUGGCCGCAAUUACUAACAAAGCAGAGGUUAAGAGAGACUGCAGUCACUUUCCUUCUCUGCUGUGAAGCAAUUAUUUUCAGUUUGUUUAGUGUCAGAGUACGGACUCCGCUGCUUAUCAGUAAAUUGAGGAUUUCUCAUUUUCUCUGUUGUGAUUCUUUCUCUUUGCAGGGACUUCAGCUGGGCACAGAAAACGCUAAUGAUGGUUUCAUAACAGAGGAGCUGUGAAGAGCUCCUCUGUUGAUAAGUCAUUUCUCAGUUUGGCAGCCGGUUACAUAUAUCUCUACAUUUUGUCAGGCUGUUCUUUUCAUGACUGAGCGAUUCAAGUUUCCUGUGUAUCACUUCUGAAAGCCAAACUUCACCCUUAAUUGCUUACAUGAUAGAGAGUGUGUACAGGUGGUCAAGUCAAAGCUGCUUGAAGACUUAAAACUGAUGCUGCCAAUUUUACACUUAGAUCCUGUUGCCAUGGAGAUCAGUACAUGUUUGUUUAGAGCAGUGGGUCAGCAGAAAGAUAAAAUAAUAAUAGUGCAGGCAGGCGGACAGUCUUAGUUUACAUUAGCCAGAUCAAAAAUGAUUGCCGGGUGAUACAUUUGACUUUUUAAAAACCACAAGACUGCGUUUGAGUUACCUUGGUAGUCAGAAGUUCGAGCUGGGAAUGACCUCACACCCGAGUUACCAGCGUUUCAGUUACCAAAAAGCAGCAGAAAGGCUACAGGGUCCGUAAGGGUCCCAAAGCACCCCCAUCAUUUAUGCUUCAGUUGUGGUUGGUUUCUACUGUUAGAUACUGUUCAAUAUUGCACGUUAUUACAGGACGUGGAGCGUGCCUCACAACAUGAGGGAGCAGCGUCUGCCUCACAACCAAUCAGGUCGGAGAGGUGGAAAAAAGCUUUGUUUACAGACAGAAAGAGCGGCCCGCCCAAAAUUUUAAGAUGUUGACUACACAGGCGUAGAACACAGCGAUGUCAUGAUAUUCCCUAAUGUCAUCAAUAACUAAUAGAUAUUGACUGAUAUUAAAAGCUUUUUUGUAUAUAUACCACAAAAAACAAGGCUUCUUUAAUGGAUUCCUGCUAACCCCACCUUUAAAGAACAGAGUAAUGAUAUCCUAACUGUUGAAUUAUACUUUCUGAUGCAUUUAUCAUAUCGCACAGCCAGUAGUCUGUUUUAUUGAUCCAAAGCAUCCAGUCAUGUUUCCUCAUUAAGGUGAUCUUAUGCAAGGCGUAAUGUGGAGUGUGCUGGUGGUUACUGAGAAUAGCAUCCAGACAGAGUCGAUAAGACCCCUCAACAGAAGCUAGCGUUUCUUUAAUACCAGUGGAACGAGAUAAAAUAUGAAACUCUUCUUCUGUGUGUUGAUUUAAUAUGGUGUGUGUGAUCUGACUACUGUUGUAUCAGAAUCAAGUAUUUAACACAGCUUGAUGGUAAAAAUUCUCCAGGGGUAUCACAGGAAGGAAAUCCUUUUAGAACAAGUCAGAGUCCAUAUGAGUCCACUCUGUCGUGUAGAGUUUGACUACCGAUAAACUCAUCCCAUUAGGCCCCAUGAGGUGAGUCAGCAGUGUGAUUAUUUGAAACUAUAUUUCUGGUGUUUUUAGUUAAAUGAAAGUAGCAUCGGUGUGUAUCAGUACCAAAUAUGAGCUUUGUGUGGUCUUAAACUUCUGUACUUCUGCUGUCUUUGUGUUGCUUCGUGUUCUCCCUCUGUUCACGCUGAGUCCCAUUGUGCUCCAAAGUUGAUAUUCCUCUUCUGUGAGUGUGUGUAUGUGUGUGUACAUGUGCAUGUCUCUGUGUGUUUGUGUUGUACUUGUAUUCCUAUCACCCCCACCCCCACCAUACCCCAAACCGCAUUAAUCCCUUGGGCCUAAAAAAGGAAAUCCCUGCUCUGUGCCCCGGCCUCCUCUUCCUGGGAGUCGCUAGCUGUGCGCUACGACUCCUACUCUCCACCGCUGUACUGUAGGCCUCUCCACCCAGGGCUGAACAUGCAGCGCUGUCUGCAGAAGAGCAUUAGCAAUUAGUGCAAGUUCUGACAGAGAGAAAUCUUUAAAAGUUGGUAAUUGCUUGAGCCGAACGGGCCAUUGUUGGUUCUGCGUUGGUGCAGAGUGUCGGAGAAAGUUCCCAGCUUAGGAUCAGCUUUCCUUCAAAAACACACACAUACACUGCUCGCUCAUGCACACAAUUCCCUUCUUCUCCUCUCCACCUCCCACUGUGUGAGAGGACCUGAGUAUGCGGGCUGUUGCACAGUUAAACUUUGGCGCUAACACAUUGUUCGUCUGAAGGCAUAAUUCCAUCUAUUGGCAGGCAGGCAGGCGGACAGGCAAGCUGUCAUUUUCCCUCUGAGUCAGGCUGAUCCUUACAGUUAAUGAUGAUUGGCAGGAAGGAAACCAGCGCAGUUAACCUCAAUACCUCCACUCCGAGUUUGUUAGACAAGAAGGGAUUUCACACUUGUACAGACUUUCUUUUGGCAAAGGGAGAAAAUUUUAAAUGCCAUAGAAAAUGUUUUUGGUUUUUCUACUGAAUGUUGAAAAUCAUGAAAUAAAAGAAACUUCUUCCAGCAUUAGAAAAUUUACAAACAUACAUUAAUUAUGCAUAUUUGGCUCUAGUUUUCCCCAGAGCGAGACAGGAAGAUUAUUUGUUCAUGAAGCCUGCUUCCGCUAGUUAGCUUAGCUUAGCUUAAAGUGUAAGUCAAGGAGCUCACUUAAUAUACUUUUGCAUCUGCUGUUACAACAAUGCAAAAUCCCCUGUUGUGCAAAUACCUCAGGAUUAUUAUUUUGUCUUAUAACCAAGCACAAAAGCUUUAAUAUUUAUGUCAUAUAUUAUUAUUCUAAAAUAAUGAACAAGAACGCGAUAUCCAUACAGCAAUAUCUAUACAGAAUAGAUGCCAAAUAUGUAUAGCCACACCUACCCUGGCCUAUCAUAUGUCAGUGCUUCAGUUGUGCCACCCUGGUUAGAUGUCUGGACACGCCCCGGUAUAGCUGCGCAGACAAACACUGGAAACUUUAGUGGAAACAGGCUUUAAAGUUUGCUCAACAAAAGCAGCAAGAAAACCCCCCUGAAAAGGAGAUACUGCAUCUCAGGGGCUAUCCUAAAUAAAUUAAAUUGAAUUGUAAACAGUCAAACUUUGACGUCUGCCCCAGAAAGACUGUGAAAAGGUGACUCCUGAGCUGGCGAGAUUGAUUACUGUAUGUGUAACAGUGAAUGAAUUGUGAGUGAGUUAAAGGUAAGGUAGGCAGGAAUCCGUUAAAGAAGCACCUUUUUUGUGGUGUAUAUACAAAAAAAGCUUUUAAUAUCAGUCAAUAGCUAUUAGUCAAUGAUGACAUUUGGUAAUAUAACAAUAUCAGUGUUCUGUUAUGUCUGUGUAGUCGAUUUUAAACUUUUUGAGCGCUCCGCUCUUUCUGACUGUAAAUAAAGCCAUCCUCUGCCUCCCCCAAACUGAUUGAUUGUGAGGCAGAUGCUGCCUGUGUUGUUCAGGAGCCCAAACAAAGUUAGCUUUCUCCAAUAUCGGACAGUAGAAAACAAACCAGGAGGUACAGAAAACUGUCUGAAUCCUCCUUUAGCUAUGACUGCCAACACAAGCAAGAAAAUGAAGUAAAUACCGGAGACUCUGGCGGAAUAACGGGCGCUUAAAAAGGAGGUAGACCGGGCAACAGCUAAGAAGCCAGAUCAACAAUGAUGGGGGAUGCUUUGGGAUCUUACGGACACUGUAACCUUUUUGCUGGACAGGUAAACAGCUUUAACAAAGUAAGCCAAGUGUCUGUAACAGAAGUGUUUCUUGUCAAACUGGACCUGCUGUAGCAUGGUGUAGUGCCACUAAACUGUUGACCUCGGGUCCUGGACUAUGUCACUUUAUCCUAGCUGUAGAGGUCCUGUAAACAUUGUGUUUGCUGGUAGUCUGUUGGCAUCUACAGUAGCACCAGUGCUUUUUACUUUAAUGUUGACUGGGCCUAUAUUGUAAUUAUCUGAAGUAUUUAUCUGCAUCAUAUCUGAAUUUAAUUGGAACGAUACGAGCGAGCAGGAGUGUCUGUUUGUGGGCGGGGCUUUCUGGAGCAGAGAUGGAGGGGAGAGGAGGAGCUGAGGGGAAAACUUUGGUCGGGAGGGGUAGAGUUUACAUUCAAGAUUUCUCCCCAAAACCUGGCACUUCCUCAGAUCCUGCGUACCCCACCUUUAACAGUUAGAGGACAGCACCUGUCACACAUCAGUUUUCCACAGGUAGAUCAGGACAGAAUCGAGAGAGUAAUGCUGGAUGGCAGGAGGGGCUUUACACUGCAUAUAACAGCCUACAUUAGUAUAUCUAACAACAAUGAACACAUUCCACAGUAAAAUGAUUAGACAGCUUCUUAAUUUACCCUAACAUGUCUGUGAAUGCUGAUAGCCUAUAUAACUAUACUAAAGUGGUCUCCUUUCCUCUCUCCCUCUCAGUUCUGCAGGUUGGCACUGAUGCACUAAAGUAGAUAAAUUAGAUUUGUUAAGUUUGUGUUUUUGUGUUUUGUUGCUGGUAAAUCUAGGUAAUGCUAUUUGGAGCUUAUGGCCUAGAUUCUCUGCAUAUCACAAAAUACAAUGAGCUGUGUGGUUGUAUAGAUUUAGAAAAAAGCCUCAAGGCAAAUAAUCGGCCUCUAUUGGGAGUCUUUUUCUUUAAUUUUAUGAUUUAACAAAAGGAUGUUGAAAGCAUGUCGGAGUAACGUCUGCCUCAACAUAAAGACUGACUUGGACAGGGGUGGUUCAAGUUUCACUCAGCUUGUAAGAGUAGUGUUUUUCUAAUGGCAGUGAAGUGGGUGUAUUACAUAACUUUCUGUGUUAAUUAUUGGAAAAAUAGAGGGGCUAUAGUAGUAAAAAUCCUACUUAAUUCUUCACUCAAAAAAGCCACUGGUGUAUUUACUAUUAUUGAAUAACUAUUCUAGAUGUCUUUGUCACAAACUGAUUAAGACUGCUUGUUAAAAAUAUUUUUUUCCCUCUGGAAUAUUUCCUGCUGACAUAGUGUGUAAAAAUAGUCUAAGUAGAGUAGAAUUGAUUGGGUCUUGUUAUUCUGGUUCCACUCUACUUUCUGCCUCACAGCUCGUCCUUCUGGAGACCUGUGCUCGAACCUUGUUGCCAAACUUCUUGAUGAAUGAAAAGAGCUUUUUUUUGUGAUGAGCAUAUUCUCUAUACACUGAGCGAAGGGUAGCUUGGAGGUAAAUUCACAUAUGAAUAAACUGAUACAGGUCUGCAGGUCAUUGCACCAUUAUGUGCUGUGGUUCUGGGCUGAAUUUCAACUUGUUCGUGUUUUUCUGUGCCAAACUCAGGGUUCUGGUUUCCAACAAUCAACAUUUGGCUUUCAGUGUUAACUCCACUUGUAUAAGAGUGUUUUCUCCUCUGUGCAGAGAGGCUUAUAUUGCUAAUAAAUACAGCUUAUUGGAUUUAACGCAUUGAUCUUUUAGUCCCUAAAAUAAUCUGAAGUGUUUUACUUUAACGGAUGAGACAGCAGCUGUGGAAAUUGCACCCAACUUAACCCUUUUCCUUUUCUGUCCCUCUUUUCAUCAUAGUUACCCAGAGAAUGGCGUGGUGGAAAUGCAACCCUGUCAUGUGCGGCCACGUGCCAGAACCCUGCUGAGGUGGGACCAGCUCGAGGUGGGCAUGCUUGUGAUGGUUAACUACAAUAUAGAGACGCCAGAUGAGAGGGGCUUCUGGUUCGACGCUGAGGUUCAGACUCUAAACCAAACCUCCCGCACAAACAAGGAGCUUCGAGUCAAGAUCCUUCUGGGGUGAGGAUCUCUAUGUGUGCUGCAGUGGAGUGAUAGCUGAUCCAUUUCUGCAGGAAAGCUAUCAUCCAAGCACACUUUUUUUUCUUCUUUGUUGCUCACAAAGAUGCUGGAUAUAACCUUGUCUCUCUAAUGAAACAUCUUUUGAUUCUCAUGUUCAAUUUUCUCCUGCUUUUAUCUUCCUCUCUUUGUGCUUUUCUUCAACUCUCUUUCUCUACCUCCCUUCAGAGGUCCCGGGGAUAUAAUCGGAGACUGUAAAGUUCAAUUUCUGGAUGAGAUCUACCAGGUGGAGAGGCCAGGAGCUCGUGCUCUCUCAGCUGCAGAUGGACAGUUCAAACGUGAGCUAACACUCUCUGACAAAUGUUUGAAGAACUCUCCACACCUUUGCUGCGAAAUCAUUCUAAAGCACUCAAACAUUUGUUUCCAGGUAAGAGCGGGCCGGAGUGUAAGCACUGCAAGGCCGACCCUGACGCGGAAUGCCGCUUCUGCUCAUGCUGCGUGUGUGGCGGGAAGCAGGAUGCUCACAUGCAGCUGCUGUGCGAUGAGUGUAACAUGGCGUUUCACAUCUACUGCCUCAACCCGCCACUGUCCACAAUCCCGGAUGAUGAGGACUGGUGAGACAUUCAUCCUUCCUAUAUUCACAAGCACUCUAGAUGGAUGAAUGGUGGACAGUACAGGGCUCGACAGUGCGACCGUUUCACUCGCAUUUGCGACUAAAAAAAGAUGUGUGCAAAUUGUAAAAUGUAUUUAGGGGCACAUGUGCGCAUAGAAAAAAUAAGCUGAGGCAACAGAUGUUUUCUAUAUAAGUACCGCAGCGAAGUUGGUUUUAGGUUGGAUAUCCGACUCACUGUGGAUCUACCGGUGUCUUCUCACUCUCCAUAACCAGGAAUAGCAAUAGCAGUGCGGUUAAAUCUACGCAGCAUCCUUGCUGUCAACGUCGGGUGUUGAAUAAGGGACCAUCAAUAAAUUACCGGUUGAUGUUCUCAGAAAAGGCUGUUUUCCUUUAAUAGCUUCCAUAUCAUGUGACCAAUUGACCAAAAAUUGAUUUCAAAUAAUAAUACAAAGGCUAGGCAAUGAAACACACCUCUUAAUUUUCCCUAAUUUGUCCUCUGUAUAUUUAAAGGCAAAUUUGGAACGUUUUCUUGAAUAGCUUCCAUGUCAUGUGACCAAAAGACCUAAAAUUGAUUUCAAAUAACAGUAGUUAGGUCAACCAAUAAGACAAACAUUUUUUGAUGAAUUUUCAUUCUGCCCCUAAAGUUCUUUGUGCGCUCCUUACUUUUUCAACUUAGAAGCACAUGUGCUCCUUGUGAAAAAAGUUAGUGUCAAGCCCUGCAGUAUCAGCUUAGGUUUAUCAGGGCAGUAAUUGAGGGGUCGCUAAUGUAAUAAUUGAAAGUCAUGUCACAGGUAUGAGGUUAGCUAAUGUAGCAGCUAUAAUGUCUCAGCCGAAAAGAGACUUUGGUUGUGAAAUCUUGGAUAUACUGAAUAUAAAUGUUUAUCCUACAAUGUAUUUUACCCCUACUUCAAAAUGAAGUGUCUCAACCCUCAUUUUACAGUUUCCUAUAUUGUCCAAGCUUUAUCAUGCAGAGUUCAGUUGCACCUCUUGAUAAACUGGCACUGACAAAAACAAUUUCCUCUCCUCCUGCCAGGUACUGUCCAACCUGUAAGAACGACACCAGUGAGGUAGUAAAGGCCGGAGAGAAGCUCAAAGCCAGCAAGAAGAAAGCAAAGAUGCCUUCAGCAACAACUGAGAGUCAAAGGGACUGGGGAAAGGUGAGAGCUAAAGGCAUCCACAGUUACACACACACACACACACACACACACAAAAACCAAAGAGACCAGCAGCUGAAAGAAGGAGAAUUCACUAUUAAGUCUGUGGACGGGACUAGUGUUCCUCUGAGUGUCUUGAAGUGUCUGCAAUAACAAAUUUAAAAUGCCUGAUCUUCAAAUCCACACUAUAAAGAUUUCUGUGCAAGUGGAAGUCACUAACAGAUUGUCUCAUCGCUAUUCUGUAACUUCUUAAAAACUAAAAAGCCAGACUUGACCCAAAAGAAGAAACACACUUCUUGUUCUUCUUCUGCAGUGUGCUGCACUUUUCUGUACAACUUCAUUUGCAUACUGAUAGGGAGAGAUGUUUUCUUCUGAUGUUCAGUAACUGGUUCCAAGAGGCAGACUGGAUUACUGCAUGGUUUAUUGAUGGCAAUAUUUAUGGUAGAUAACAGCUGGGACAUCUCAUGAACAGAGAAGCAAUGCAAUGACAGUGACUCAGAACGGCCAUGGCUUGAGAACGGCAAAAUCUAUAUGUGUUCGCAUCUCAUCCUCAUCGCAGCUGUGAGGGAAACAUCUAGAUCUCCUGAGAAAGAGAGGGGAACGUAGACUGUUCAGGAUCGGACACUUAAUCAGGUCGCUGUGUGGUCAAAGUAUGUGGUCAGUAACUCAUGUAACUGCAGCUCUAUAUUUGGUGUCUUAUGCGAUCAAAGACAUGUGCUCACAAAGAGUUCAUAUUAAUGCAAUCACAUAUAAAAAUGCUGUUGCGAAAGUAACAUUAGGCAGAAAUCUGAGUCUCUAUUCUGGGAACAGUACACCUUAAAGUUUGUGAUAUUAAUGUAACAUAAUUUAGUGUAACGAAGUUUGUGUGGACCAGAAUCUCACAGUCCCCAACACAAAUAUUGACAUUUCUGUCCUUGUUCGGCUCUUUAUCUUCGCAACGCUUUACAACUGACACACCUAUAAGCGUAAAUGAUGCACACAUCAGAACUUUGUAUGGUUGAAGUCACUUUCUGUGAUCAGCAUCUUAGAUAGAAAAUAGACUAAAUAACCUGGAUUGCAGGGCAAGAUCCUUCUUUACCGACCUCUGUCAGAGAUGGUUGGGAUCUAGGAGCUCCUCAAGCUGCUCUCACAUCUGUGCCCAGUAACUCUUAUUCUUCCCAGGCUCACAAGACCAGCAUCUACUUUGUGUACAUCUAUUUGGUGAAAUUUGCUUAAUAGAUUGAUUUGAUAGGAUCAGGUUGGCUCAGGCAUUUUUUGGCUCUUGAGAACAUUUAACCGUCAUUAUGGGAUUUUGACCAAUCAGAAUCAAGUAUUUAUAGUACAGUAUGGUAUUCAUUAAGCUUGUUUUUAGGCUGUAUUGGCUAGAUGAGAUAGUGUUGGUUCGUUCCACUUCAGUAGGGCAACAUAAGCUGUGAUUCAUAAAAUAGCUCUAUUGAUAGUAAGUACUAAAAAUAUCGACUCAUGCCAUCCGGUCGAUUUUUAGUAAUCAGAGUUUCGGUGUCGAACAAUUUCCUUUUGCGGCAUAGUGAUACUUGCACACGCGCAAUCGAAUAUGCAGAGGGGUGAAGCGAUUUUUGUCACGUGGACCAAUAGGAGCAGAGUCUCUUUGCCAUAGUAUCAGAAAUACACAAACAUGGCGACGAGCUCAUCUAGCAGCGAGGUGGAAGAAAAGAAAAGGAAAAAAAGAAAACAGCCUUCAAAAGUGCACAAAAAAGGAUCGAAACGAUGCUAUAUGCAUCUAUCAUCUGUCCAGGGCAAAGACGUUCUCGAGUUUACAAGGACAUGUUGGGAAACUUACAGAAGUAGUAUUAGAAAGUGGCUUUCCCUACAGGGUGGGACGAGGGACCUUGCAGCAACUUAUAAACAUUGCGUAGAUAUCAGCUUUGACAAUGUUCCUGAUGACUCUGGGUAUCACAUUCCAUGCUACCAGCGAUUUAUUUGCAAAAGGCGUUUGAGUUUGGCCGAAAGGAGACAAGAACGUGAUGCAGCCGCGGGUCAGUCCAACCCUUCAGCCAGCAUCGCCGGUGCAUCCUCGUCCACGGCAUCUGAAACUCCACGAAAGAAACUUCGCUCGAGGUCAGGGUCGCCAGUACCUUCAGCCGGCCCUGUUCUUCCAGCGUUGUGCAUUAUUUGCAAAAAAGUGGAAAAGCUGAUUCCUGUGGCUGGCAAACGACAAAGGGAUCAACUCACACGAGCCGAGACACUGACUGCAGGUAAGCCCCCCACACACACUAUUUGUCAUUGAUUUUGCAUGUGCUGUUUCUAUAUGUUGUACAUUCCAUUCAGUUACUUCACACACUACUUGAUGUGCUGUGUUUGAGCAUAAGGGCUGGGGGGAUGCUCUCCUUUUGUUCUCAAUGUAAGGGGGGGGGGGGGCGGGGGUCUUCUGUUCAAGUCAAAAAUGUUAAGUUAACACUUAUAAUGUGUGGGCUGCAACUAGUGCUGGGCGAUAUGGAAAAAAAUGUAUAUCACGAUAUGGAUCAUUUUAUAUCACGAUAACGAUAUAUAUCACGAUAUAGCUAUGGUAUGCUUUCAGUUCUAUGAAAAAUUCAAGUGUAUACAGCUGCACUAGUACAGUACCAGUACAAGAACAGCACUUAAAGUAGAAAAAUGAAUAAAUAAAUACGUGGCUGAAGUGCGUUCAUGUCUGUGCUCACCCAAAGUUAUGCAACACUCACAGAAAACGCAGAUAGUGUGAGCCAAAGCACUCCAUAAUAAUAAUAAUAAUAAUAAUAAUAAUAAUAAUAAUAAUAAUAAUAAUAAAUUUAAUUUGUAAUGCACUUUACAUUUACAAAAAAUCUCGAAGUGCUACAGUACACAGUAAAAAAAAGGGCAGCAACAAUAAAAAAAGCAAUAGAAUGACAGUCACAGAUUGGCAUAAAAAAAGAAUUAAAAAAAAUAAAAAAUAUAGUUGCAAUGUAAGAGGCAAGGUAGUAAAAGCAUAGAGGAAAACUAACCUAAGGCUUUAUUAAAAAGGUAGGUCUUUAGGGCUCUUUUGAAGAGGUUGUUCACACUGCUAGAUGUUUCUCCUCCAAAGCUGCUCUCUGCCUCCAUCAUUGUUUACUUUACUCUUGAAGCACGUAGCAAGACCCGAGCAUGAAUCCGAGCGCUUUAUUCGCCUAUCAGGGGCAGACAGGUAAGGUGAUUUGAUUCGCCACGACUCCAGAAAUGAUUGAAAAACUACAGAAUGUCACAAAAUUACGUUUCCUCGCUGCUGGCUUGAAGGGUAGAAAUGCGCAGCCGCGCUCCCAGCUGACAGGAAGUCAAACCACUGUUGUAGUUCUUUUGUGUUGCUAGCGCGGUCAAGAGUGUUGGCUGUCACUGAGAGAUGACUACAAAAAUGGACGCACCUGUUCAUCUGGUUGUUAAACACGGCUGAAAAUGAUCAUCUUUUAAUGUUGUCCCCGCUCCUGCCCACUCCCGUUGCUUUUUUUCCCGUCCCGUCCCGAUCAAAGGAUUAAUUAAAAAAUGACUCCCAUCCCGCGGGAAUCACGUGACCCACAGGAAUUCCCGAAAAAUGUCAUCCUCUACAGGGAAGGUCCCGGAGCAGAUGAAACAGGUGCCGGAGCGGCUGAAAUAGGUCCCGGAUCGCGCUCCGACUUGCUCCGGCAAAAAUUAAGCACUGCUUACAAUGAUCCCCUCACGUGUGUAACCCAGGUAACCCACAACGGCGGGAGACGCUGGACACGAAGAGGGCACGUAAAGCGGCGUCAUGUCGCAAAAUCGAAAGAGAAAUGCGAGCCUACAUGUCAACGCAUCCUUUUCUUUUUAAGAAAAUAUUGUUUUCUUUCCCGUUCGACACCAAAUACACUUACUGAAUGUGCAAUUAUUGUUGUUGUUACUAUGAAUCAUCUGAUGGCACAAGCCCUAUGGAUUAAAUACAGCCUAUCGCCCGAAACGAUAAAAAUAAAAAUGGCACGAUAGACAUUUUCUAUCGUGCCCACGAUAUCUAUCGUCCUAUCGCCCAGCACUAGCUGCAACUGUGAUGUAGUGUUCUGGUCUGUUUGGUAAGGGAGAUGUACAGAAUACAGAUAGAGACCAAGUCUGUAGUCCUUUGAUGAACUUAAUUUACAUUAUUAUAUUAAAUUGCUUUACAGCAAGGAGGGGAAGGGGGAAUUUUGUGUCUAAGGGGGGGGUGGGGGGGGGUUGAUAGGAGUGGAAUGCAGGGCUUUCAGGUCAGCAGGCCACUACUGCCAGCCCACAAUAAAUGCAGAUUUAUGGCUGUGCAAGAGAGAGGUCUUUUGUAGUCAUCAUGGCAAAACAAACCUCUGUCAUUGUGUUAUUUACAGCUCUUACCACAUACACACACAUGCACACACAUACAGCAUUUGGUGUACUGAUUUUUGUUUAUAUGUUUUAUUAAAGGCAGGUUGCUGAAGGCUGCUGAAUUGAAGGAAGACUCCAGCGUGCUUUUGCAUAUUAAAGACAAAGACUGUGUGGCCCAGGAGGUGCGGUACCACCGGUCCUGUUUCAGACACUACACAAGGUUUUUGACAAGGCCUGCAAUCCAAGAUGAAGCGUGAGUUAUUACAAUGCAUUAACGUUUUCUUACACAUUGCACAUUUCAAAAUGAGGCAUUGACAAACAACAUUGUUUAACUGUAAAUCCAAAGGAGUAAACAAUCUAUAAGCUUACAACACAUCACCUUGUAGGCUUGUAGAUCUACUAUUUCUGUUAUUUUUAAAAUUGAAUAAGUGUGAAGAUAUAAAUAUGAAGAUGAUGCGAAAAAAUGUGUUGAGAAAUAAUUUUGAUUGUAUGAUUAUGUAAAUGAUGAUUAUGUAAAUGUGACAUGACAACAACUGUUUACACAUGGUGUGUGUGUGUGUUUUCAGAAUUGAAACAACCUUCGCUGACAGCUACAAGUUCUUCUGUGAGACUGUCAUCCGUCAAAGGAUUAUAGUUAACCAGGAAGUGCUGAAAAUGAACCAGCUACAAAACACAUUUGUGAACAUAGUGAAGCAUCAAGAGGGUCUUGAUGCUUCAGGCUACAGGUAAAUGAAAUACCAUGUGUGUCUCUGACUGUUCUUGGAAAUCAAAAAAGAAAAGAAAAAGUACAUACCACAAAGUUAAUUGUUGUUAAUUUACUCUCUCACAAAAAAGGGUACUCGUAUGUGUAUAUAUAUAUAUAUAUAUAUAUAUAUAUACAUACACUCACCGGCCACUUUAUUAGGUACACCUGUCCAACUGCUCGUUAACACUUAAUUUCUAAUCAGCCAAUCACAUGGCGGCAACUUAGUGCAUUUAGGCAUGUAGACAUGGUCAAGACAAUCUCCUGCAGUUCAAACCUAGCAUCAGUAUGGGGAAGAAAGGUGAUUUGAGUGACUUUGAACGUGGCAUGGUUGUUGGUGCCAGAAGGGCUGGUCUGAGUAUUUCAGAAACUGCUGAUCUACUGGGAUUUUCACGCACAACCAUCUCUAGGGUUUACAGAGAAUGGUCCGAAAAAGAAAAAAUAUCCAGUGAGCGGCAGUUCCGUGGGCGGAAAUGCCUUGUUGAUGCCAGAGGUCAGAGGAGAAUGGCCAGACUGGUUCGAGCUGAUAGAAAGGCAACAGUGACUCAAAUAACCACCCGUUACAACCAAGGUAGGCAGAAGAGCGUCUCUGAACGCACAGUACGUCGAACUUUGAGGCAGAUGGGCUACAGCAGCAGAAGACCACGCCGGGUGCCACUCCUUUCAGCUAAGAACAGGAAACUGAGGCUACAAUUUGCACAAGCUCAUCGAAAUUGGACAAUAGAAGAUUGGAAAAACGUUGCCUGGUCUGAUGAGUCUCGAUUUCUGCUGCGACAUUCGGAUGGUAGGGUCAGAAUUUGGCGUCAACAACAUGAAAGCAUGGAUCCAUCCUGCCUUGUAUCAACGGUUCAGGCUGGUGGUGGUGGUGUCAUGGUGUGGGGAAUAUUUUCUUGGCACUCUUUGGGCCCCUUGGUACCAAUUGAGCAUCGUUGCAACGCCACAGCCUACCUGAGUAUUGUUGCUGACCAUGUCCAUCCCUUUAUGACCACAAUGUACCCAACAUCUGAUGGCUACUUUCAGCAGGAUAAUGCGCCAUGUCAUAAAGCUGGAAUCAUCUCAGACUGGUUUCUUGAACAUGACAAUGAGUUCACUGUACUCAAAUGGCCUCCACAGUCACCAGAUCUCAAUCCAAUAGAGCAUCUUUGGGAUGUGGUGGAACGGGAGAUUCGCAUCAUGGAUGUGCAGCCGAGAAAUCUGCGGCAACUGUGUGAUGCCAUCAUGUCAAUAUGGACCAAGCUCUCUGAGGAAUGCUUCCAGCACCUUGUUGAAUCUAUGCCACGAAGAAUUGAGGCAGUUCUGAAGGCAAAAGGGGGUCCAACCCGUUACUAGCAUGGUGUACCUAAUAAAGUGGCCGGUGAGUGUAUAUACAUAUCAGUGGCGGCUGCUGGUCUUUCAAGGAGGGGAAGCUCAUUUUUCUGGCCUUCAUCAUAAUUGUGUUUGUUUAUUUGUAUGUAGAGUCGCCAAACACAACGGCAGUCGUUUUAAACAAAGACAAAAGUCGCUGAGGAUCGGUAAGGUCUCCGGAGCAGUUAAGAACAACGGAAUGAAUAACUUGGAAAAUGCUCAGGUAGAUGUUUUAUUCUUCAAGAUCGCUGAUUCGCUUGUUUAGCUGUCAAUCAAAAAAGGAUUUCGCCUCAGACAGCUCAUCCAAUCAUGGAUGCAGAAGCUCAGCGUCCGCGAGAAGUUGGGACCGCCCUCUCGUCAUAGAACUCCAGAGAUGCUGAGCGUCCGAUGGGCGGGACAAAGCCCAGCAUUUAUCCAAUGAGUGUCUAGUUUCGCUGCUGGAACAACCCACUUUGAGCUUCCACAUUGAAGUCAGCAGAGGCUGAGCGUCCGGCUGUGUGAAGCGCUGAGGCGCUGCGAGGAUGAAUGAGAACGAAGUUAUGCCGGUUACCUGUGAUUAUCAGCUUCUUAUCACAGUGUGAUAAGAAGCUGAUUCUGAACAAAAGAUGAAGGCUUUCUAGUGCGUAUUUAGUUAAUGAAAUGUACACACAGCAGUACGUAUUUUACCACUUUUUCUUUUUUUGGGGGGGUGACAUUUUAAGGGAAGCUGAGCUUCCCUUGCAGUCUUAGAGCAAUCGCCACUGAUAUAUACUGUAUAUAUAUAUAUAUAUAUAUAUAUAUAUACACUGUGUGCAGAAUUAUGAGGCAAGUUGUAUUUUUGAGGAUAAACUUUAUUUUUGAACAACUGCAGUGCUCUUGGUCAAUCCAAAAUGUUAAUAAACCUCAAACCUGAAUAUUUAAGGGAGUAAAAGUGAGAUUUUGGCUUCCUUAGGAGAAUAUCUAUGUGUGCACAAUUAUUGGGGGCAGCUAUUAGUGUGCAGAAUUAUUAUGCAACUAAAUUGAAAAUUAAAAAUUUUCCAUCUCACUUGUUUAUUUUCACUUGUUAAAGUGAGAAUGAUAAACAAACAACUCAAUUUACAAAUAAAAAUUGUUGAAAUUAAAAAAAAAAAAUCAGUGACCAAUAUAGCCACCCUUCUUUUCAUUAACAGUCAUAAGCCUUUCAUUCAUGGAGUCUUUCAGUUUCUUAAUCUGUUGACGAUCAACUUUUUGUGUUGCAGCAACCAAAGCCUUCCAGACACUGUUCCAGACACUGUUCAGAGAGGUGUACUGUCUUCCUUCACUGUAAAUUUCCUGUUUAAGAAGGGCUCAGAAGUUCUCAACAGGGUUUAGGUCGGGUGAAGAAGGAGGCCAUGUCAUUAUUCUUUCGUUUUUAAGGCCUUUACUGGCGAGCCAUAUAGUGGAGUACUUCGUUGCAUGCAAUGGAGCAUUGUCCUGCAUAAAAAUCAUGGUUUUCUUGAAAGAUGCAGACUUUUUCCUCUACCACUGCUUGAAGAAAGUGUCUUCUCAAAACUGGCAGUGGAUUUGGGAGUUGAUUUUAAGUCCAUCUUCAACUCGAAAAGGUCCAGCUAGCUCAUCUUUAAUAAUACCAGCCCAUACCAGUACCCAGCCUCCACCUUGCUGGUGUCUGAUUCAAAGUGGAGCUCUGUGCCCAUUACUGAUCCAGCCACGGGUCCAUCCAUCUGGUCCGUCAAGAGUCACUCUCAUCCCAUCAGUCCAUAAAACCUUUGAAAAACCUCUCUUCAGAUAUUUCUUGGCCCAGUCUUGACGUUUCGACUUGUGUCUUGUUCAGUGGUGGUCAGGUUUCAGCCUUCCUUACUUUGGCCAUGUCUCUGAGCACUGAACACCUUGUGCUUCUGGGCACUCCAGGUAGGUUGCAGUUCUGGAAUAUGACAGCACUGGAGGAGAAGCGAUUCCUGGUAGCUUUACGUUUGAGUCUUCUCAAAUCUUUGGCAGUUAAUUUGCGUCUUUUUUUCUUAACACAUUUCUUGCGACCCUGUUGACUAUUUGCAUCAAAAUAUUUGCUGGUUCUGUGAUCACGCCCAGAUAUAUAAGCAAUUUCAAGAGUGCUGCAUCCCUCUGCAAGACUUUGUACAUUUUUUGACUUUUCAGAGUCACUUAAAUCUCUUUUUUGGCCCAUUUUACCUGAGGAAAAGAAGCUGCCUAAUAAUUAUGCACACCUUGAUAUAGGCUUUUGAUCUCCUUAGGCCCCAGCCUCCCUCAUUACACUAAUACACAUUACCUGAUGUGCUUAUAUCCAAUAAGCAUUCAAGUUUAUACAGCUUGGAGUUGGAAAAUAUGCAUAAAAAUGAUUAUAUGAUCAAAAUACUCACUUGCCUAAUAAUUGUGCACACAGUGUAUAUAUAUACAUACAUACAUACAUAUAUAUAUAUAUAUGGACACAAGCACAGACACACACACUUGUUCUCAUCUUCUCCUUUUGUGUUUCAGGCUGGAUCUACUGAAAAGCCGGUUGAUGCGUGACUUCCCCCAGCUCAUUUUUCACUGCCCUGUGAAGAGAAACAUCUGUGAACUUGUUUUUGUUGAGACACUAUCAGCAGAUAGACUAUUAGACAAGCUACCACAACAGUCAGGUACAUCUACUAAGUCCACUGAGGUAAGCCAUGCUGAAAGCCAAACUGAAAGUGACAGUGAACACAUGGCCAGCACAACAUCUGGACAGGAUACUGCUGAAGUCACAAGGACACUGUAUAGAGCAGGACUGAUCUUGAAGAGGCUUCUAAGUGAAUCUCCCAGUAUGACAUGCCCCUGGCCUCCCACCGCUGACGAUUUAAAUGUAUCUAAUGCUCAAUCUGUUGUGCCAGUUGAACUGUAUAAUCUAAUUGCCCGGAUUAUAGGGGCAGCAGAAGAACCAACAGUAGGGUGUUCUGUUAAUAUUCCUGAAGAUGUUAAGCUUAAAGUUUUAUCUGUUUGUCAAGACAUUGUCUACCUUACAUCUAAAGGUCGUAAGUAGACACCAAAGUCAUUGUGCCUUGGUCUAACUGUACACCAUUUAACAGGUUCAUCGAAUCUUCUGUCACUACUAAGUAGACUAGGACAUUGCGCGUCAUGGAACACAGUUCUCAGUCUAGACACUAGUCUAGCAGAACUACAACUACUAGAGACCAGAGACAAAAUCCCAAAGGGAUUCUCAAAAAAGGUGCCUACAAUACUGGUGUGAGACAACAUUGAUUUUGGGGAGGAGACACUGUCCGGUGGUGGAACUACUCACCAUACAAAUGGCAUUAUGGUUUAAAGUUGCUCAAUCAAGGACAGACAGACAGCCACUAAAGAAGGCAGUUUACACAUUCAAAGCACCUCCUAGCUUCCCUGUAGAACACUACCAACAGUCUAAAAGACAAGGGCCACAGAACUUGUUUCACCAAGAAAGUGUACCAUUGGAGCAGGAAACAUACAGGUUGAAUACUGUGUCUGCUGCCAAAACUGAACUGGCAUAUGCUUUAUUAAAGUACGAAGAUGCUGAAGCAUGCACAGUGCCAAGCUGGACAGGUCUCCAUACAAUGCUUCAAAGUGAUGUGACUUUGCAAUAGUCAGCACUGUAUUACCUUCCUGUCAUUGAGGCUUCACCAACAGAGAUGUCAACUGUUAACACAACUCUGAAGAGAAGUGUUGAAAUUGCUGAUGCCAAAGCUCAACAAAUCCGCUGGAAUAAUGAUGAGUUCACAAAGUGUCUAGUUAUUAGACUAGGUGAGUUUCAUACAUCCAUGUCCUUCCUAGGUAUUUUAGGAAAAAGGUUUGGUGAUGCAGGAUUGCAAGUUGUACUCAUUGAGUCAGAAGUUGUUGCCCCAGGAUCCAUCAAUGGGGUGAUCAGUGGUCAUCAAUACAACCGCAGCAUGAGGGCACACAAACUUAUGUAUGAGAGUCUGCAAUGCGCCAGACACCACAGGAGAGAGAUGAGUGCAUACAUGUCAUCAGUGAGAUCAAAGACACAUUCCCAGACAGAAUAACAGAUGUUUUGUGUGGACAUGAGAAAUUUGAUCAGUUGUGUUCAAAUUACGCUGUCUUUGUGGAGAAGAGAAGUGCAGAAAACCCAACGUUUGCCUUCUGGACUUCCUACAUUGACAUGGUGCACUUAUUCCUUCUGUUUGUGAGAGCAACACGCGAAUCAGACUGGCAGCUUCACCUGUCAACAGUGCGUUUGAUGAUGGCAUGGUUCUUAACUUAUGAUCGUGUGAACUAUGCUAGGUAUUUGCCUCUGUACUGGCUGGAAAUGGUCAAUUUGCCUUACACACAUCCCUCUUGUCACAAAGAUCUCGCUGUGAGAGGCCAGUGGACAGUCCAACGACAGAGUGCCCAUGGAUCUGCCUCAGUUGCUUGUGACCAGGCUAUUGAGCAAACAUGCAACAGAGAUUCCAAGACAAAGGGUGGCUUGAUAGGGAUAACACAGAAUAGGGCUACAGUGUCCCGCUGGAUAUUGUCACAACAUGAAAGAGCUGCCAUAGCUGGACAAUGUGAGUCAAUGGCUGGUAUAUCUCAUGAAACACAUAGACGAAAAGAUCUAGACAGCACACGGAUUCAGGUAAUGAAAAGGCUGUGACCAGAAUAAGUUCCACCAUAGAUUCCAUGCUAAACCCAUUUGCCAUACACCAAGAUGGCAUUGUUUGUCUUAGCUUAGGGACAAUAGCAGCUGAAGAUGUCCAGAAAGAUUUGCUUGGAGUACAAGAAAGGGGGGGAAAAGCAGUCAAAGAGUUUAUAGACAAAAGACUGUUGUUAAAGUCAGUUGACAUAUUCGCCCCCAUCAAGGCACAAAAACUGAAGACCUUCAGUGACCAGGCAAGAACAAAAAAAAAAUCUGCAGCUGGAAAAGAUGUGAUUCUGCGUGCAGACAAAAAACUGUUCUCGAGACUACUCAUUAUUGGUCAGAGUAGGAAGAUAGACCUGAGGGAAAUUCCUACUCCUUGGGAACAGUUUCAUAUCCUUUAGCCAGUACUGAUGGGUCACUAGCCAAAACAGACAAAUCAGCUCUGAUGAAUCUAUUGGAGGACAAAGGUGGAGACUGCUUAGUUCGAGAAGUUCCAUCAGAUGGAGCUAUUCUCAUUGAUGGCAUGGCAGUCAUUCAAGCCAUUCAUUGGAGACCAGCUACCUUCGGAGAGCUGACUGAUAACGUAGUACAGCACAUGGUCAAGCUCGCUCUGCAGCACAAGUGUACACGGAUAGACUUUGUCAUUGACCAAUAUCCAAAAAUUAGUUUUAAAAACCCAGAGCGGUCACGCAGAGCUGGGGGCGGUACACAGCAGGAGCAAAUAUAUGGACGGGAUCAGAAGGCACCAACACAAUGGAAAAAGUUUCUAUCAGACGGAACAAACAAAGCAGUGCUUACAGAAUUCCUCUAUGUUGCAUGGCGAGAUGCAGACCUUACCGUUCUGGGCAGGGACUUAAGCUUGUACAUAGCACAUGGGGAACUGUGCCACUGUGUAACUGUGAAAGAGGGUUCACAAACUGUCAGUGCUGUUCAAGAAUUGACGUGUGAUCAUGAAGAAGGCGACACUAGGGUGUUUUUACAUGCACAGCAUGCUGCACAAGAACAUCAAACUGUCGUCAUCAAAAGCCCUGAUACUGAUGUGACAGUGAUUGCUGUAAGUCUGCAGAGAGAUUUACAGUGUAGAUUGUAUUUUUUCACUGGAGUAGGCAACAAAACGAGGAUCAUUGAUGUGGCUAAGGUGUCAGCAGCUCUUGGCACCAGUGUUUGUUCAGUACUCAUUGGCAUCCAUACGUUCACAGGUUGUGACUCGACCAGUGCCUUUCAUGGCAAGGGCAAAAGAAAAACAUUUUCUGUUGCUUGUCAGAAAGAAGACUACCUGACUGGGUUUGCAAAUCUGGGCAACAGUUUUAACCUUGACCAAUCCACCUUCAACACACUGAGUAAUUAUGUGUGCCACCUGUAUGACCAGUCAUCUGCCAAAAAUGUCAAUGACGCCAGAUACAAAUCUUUCUGCAUGGCCUCAUCAGCUCUGCCAGAACUGUCCAUUCCCUCAACAAGUGACGCCCUGUACCAACACUGCAUGAGGGCAAACUACCAAGCAGCAGUGAUGAAACAUUCUCUGACUGGUAAAAUGUGUGCCCCUUCACCCAUUGGCAGUGGGUGGCACAUUGAAGAUGGGGAGUUGGCAGUGACGUGGAUGACUACAAAUCCUGCCCCUGAUAGUGUUCUGCAGAUAGUCCACUGUAGUUGCAAGACAACGAAAUAUGAGACUGAAUGAUGUUCUUGCAUGUCUGCAAGACUACCUUGCACAGAUUUAUGUUGGUGCCAAGCAUGUGAGAAUGCUUCAAAGGAAACAGAAGAAAGAGUGAUAGUGAUGCAUAAUAUAUGCACAAUGUCACCAUGCCAAGGAUUGCUACACCAUUUGUGUUUUGAUCUUUAUUUUGUAAAUAAAUGUAAGAUGUUUUGACGCUGUGAAUAAAUGUUUUAUACCAUAUUUUGAAUUGAUUCAGACCCUUUGUGCAUUUAUUUUUGUCUUGUUACAUUUUUUUUCAUUAUUCCAAUUUUCGGGGGCGUGGUAGCAAUUUGAUUGACUUUCAGACAUUUAUGGCCAUGAUGUGCUGUUUAUAUUUUAUUGCUUUUAUUACAAAGUAGGUUUGUCAUUUUUAUGUAUGGAACAUAAGCUUUUAGCUUAAUUUACUGUAUAUAUUUCAUUGUGCUGGGUGCAAAUCACUUGAGUUGAGACGUUUUCUUCAAGAAAUUUGCUACCUGUCAUAAUCUGAAUUCACUUAUGGUAUACUAAGGCACCAAUAACUGUUUCAGAUGUCAGGUAGAUGUAUUUAUGACAUUUGAGAAAGAUUUUGUCUUGCCAGAAUCAACAUAGCAGUUUCUACAAGCAAAAACAGCAUCACCAUAUAAUUGCUUUUUGGGUUACUCACAUAUACGUACAUUUCUAGCUGGUGACAAAAGUCGGACAGAUAGUCUGAUUAGAUAUUUUAACCCAAAGUCCAGAAUGGUAUUGUCUAUGCAAAAAUGCAUUGAACAAGUAGCACCAGCGUAGUUGAACAAAAUUCACUUUCUAGGCACUUUUUCCUUUGUCCCAAUACAGCUUAUGAUCUCGAGCGAAAUUUCUUUCGCGGAGUUUCUGAUGCCGUGGACGUGGAUGCAUCGGCGAUGCUGGGUGAAGGGUUUGACUGACCCGCGGCUGCAUCACGUUCUUGUUUCUCAAACGCCUUUUGCAAAUAAAUGGCUGGUAGCACGUCAUGUGAAACCCAGCGUCAUCAGGAACAUUGUCAAAGUCGAUAUCAACGCAAAGUUUAUAAGUUUCUGCAAGGUCUUUUGUCUCACCCUGUAGAGAAAGACACUUUCUAAUACUACUUCUGUAAGUUUCCCAACGUGUCCUUGUAAAGUCGAGAACGUCUUUGCCCUGGACAGAUGACAGAUGCAUAUAGCAUCGUUUCGUUCCUUUUUGUGCACCUUUGAAGGCUGUUUUCUUUGUUUCCGUUUCUUUUCUUCCUCCUCGCUGCUCGAUGAGCUCGUCGCCAUGUUUGUGUAUUUCUAAUACUAUGGCAACGAGACUCGGCUCCUAUUGGUCCACGUGACAAAAAUCGCUUCACCCCUCUGCAUAUUCGAUUGCGCGUGUGCAAGUAUCACUACGCAAAAGGAAAUAGUUCGACACCGAAACUCUGAUUACUAAAAAUCGACCGGAUGGCAUGAGUAGAUAUUUUUUUUUAGUACUUACUGUCAAUAGAGUUUUUUUUAUGAAUCACAGUUUAUGUUGCCCCACUGAAGUGGAACGAGAUUCACUUUCUAAGCACUUUUUCCUCUGUCCCAAUACAGCCUAUUUUCAUGCAGCACACGUAUAUUUCAUUCCUUUAACCUUAUUAAAACUUGUUUGUUGUUCAGUAUCUUUUAUAUGUUUAACAUUUAUCAUCUCAUUUACUGAAUCUGAGAUGAUUUGUUGUUGCAUAUGAAGAAUUUGAGCACCUCUUUGAGGCUCAGUGAAACAUUGCCAGAGCGGACCACAGCUUUUUCUUUUUUACCAGGUAAAAAAUAAUUCAUAUUGACAUCAUUUUGCAAAGUGUUUGUGAAACUAUACUACAUUAAUACCAUACUUGAUUUUUUAAAUUCCAGUAUUGAUUUGAAAGCUUUGCUUGAUUCAUCAUAGUAUCUUUCUCAAUGUCAAAAUAACAUUCACCGUCCUUUCUCGGUAAAAAGUGAAAAUGAUCUCAUGCGAGCAGCAGAGGCAGAAAAUGAGAUAAUAAGAUAGCUGACAUGAAUUUUAAAUAGUUUCCUCUAAAAGCAUCUGUUUCUAGCAUACUGUUCAAUGUUUUCCCUCUAAAUCCCCUCAGAGUCUCCUCGUGGCUAAACUUUGAGAUAGUGUCUGCUGGCCUGGCUGACGCUCUGCUCCAUGGUGUAAUGUGAACAAUACCAUUAAGCAUGACUCUGCCACUUUCCUGGAACUGCCAGUGGAAAAAUAACUCAUUUCUUUACCAGAAUGCUCCGGACUAAUUGAAAACAGUUUUGCUUGUGUGUUCAAGCAAUUUAAAUACGCACUUUUCACAUUAUCUCAAUUUAAAAUGCUUAAAAUACUUUGACUAUUACUCACCAUUUUUGGAAAAGGCACAGCUAAUAAAUGGGACACGGAAGGAUCUUUAGUCGGGUCAGGGCUUGAUUUGAUUUUGCAAAUUUUACUCUCAGAUGAAGCAUUUGAUCUCCUGCUUAUAUUUAUUGGAAUUCAAUCUCAAAGUGUGUGUUGUCCUUCUUGUUGUGGUUUCAGGGUAUGGCUUGUGUGGGGCGUACCAAGGAGUGCACAAUUGUUCCUUCAAACCACUAUGGACCCAUACCUGGUGUCCCUGUUGGAACCACCUGGAAAUUCAGAGUUCAGGUAACCUUUUAACAAGGAGGCACAUCAUAUAAGUUUGUCUCUAGGUCUUUUUUAUUUAUUUAAAAGCUAAUAUUUUACCUUCUUUUGUUGUAUUUAAUCUAUUUAUUUACUUUUCUUUGCUUAAUUUUUCACUGUUUCAGGUGAGUGAAGCUGGUGUUCACAGGCCACAUGUAGGUGGUAUCCAUGGACGCAGUAACGAUGGCUCUUAUUCGCUGGUGUUGGCUGGCGGCUUUGAGGAUGAAGUGGUAGGCUGUUUGUUUAUUAAGUCAUCAUCAGUGGAGUUCGCUCUAUAUUGGGCGAUCACUUUUUAAUGGUUCUGGUUUCCUGUAGGAUCGGGGAGAUGAGUUCACGUACACGGGCAGCGGCGGUCGGGAUCUCUCAGGAAACAAACGGAUUGGAGAGCACUGUUUUGACCAGACCCUGACACACAUGAACAGGUGUGUUACUUCAGAGGAGACCUAUAAUACUCAUUUUCACCUUCAUAAUAUAAGUUUGAGACACAUGAGACACACAUUUUUCAUCUUAUACUGGUAUCCAUGAAAACCCUCAUUUUAGCACUAUUUAGCCACUACCUCAAAAGUUGUUUUGGCUGCUUUUCCUGUGAUAUAAAGUCAGAAACAGCUCGUGGGUGUUACCUUUUACACAGCUUGUGGUCGCGAAAUCACUUGCAAAUUUUGCCUUUACAGAAAACCUCUAAAACUAGCAGUUAGUAUCCACAUUAUCCUUAUUACCAUACGCCCCCUGUUGUUACCUUAGCUGCUGUUGUUAUCACAGCUUGUGUGGAGCCUGAAAGAAAGGUCUUUAUUGACGGAACAGCUCCAGGCUUCAGUAACAGUUUAGGUGCAGAUCCAGCUGGAGUUGCCCUUUAUCUACAGAGGAGUGAUUGGUGAUACUUCUUAGUUCUUCAUUUAUUUAAAACAUCUGAACCUGUUCAUAAAUGUGUUGUAUUGUUGUCCUUUAAGUUGCACAUCAGUUUAAUGUCAAUGAGGUCUUUAAAUCUUGUAUUUAUUUCUAAAAUAUAACGUAAAUAGAAAAUGAAACAAAGUUCUGAAACUUAAAUAUAAAACUCACUUGAGUGACCAUCUUCUCAACCUCAAUCCUUUACCAAUGAGACACGAACAUCCCUUUUCAUUCUUCUAUCAUGUAAAUAACUUUCCUUUUUGUUUAAAACUGAUGUUAUUUGACUCUUCCAGGGCGUUGGCUUUAAACUGCGAUGCGCCUCUUAAUGACAAAGACGGCGCAGAGUCGAGGAACUGGCGGGCAGGGAAGCCGGUGAGAGUGGUGCGCAGCUCUAAAGGUCGACGUAUCAGCAAAUAUGCUCCUGAAGAGGGAAACCGCUACGAUGGGAUUUACAAGGUACAGAGGAGUUAAUUUGUGAUGAGUUAAUCUUUGAAUGUCGAGGCUUAGAAUAUAAAGACUCUGUUACCAGUACGGAACAAUACAUAAAAUCAUGGUAAUGUGUCAGAAAUGUAGAGUAGUGUGGUGUGGUCAUAUAAAGUGUUACAUUGGUUUCUAGCUUGAAGGGUUUCUCCUGAGGUAUUCUGCCAAAUGAAUUUAUACACUUUUAUUUCUCCCCAAAUAUCACAUAUACUCUUCAUUGUGGUGAUGUUUUUGUUUUCUGUAUUCUUUGCAUUCUUGGCUUGACAAAGAUUUACAAAUAUUUAACCUUCAACAGUUCAAGCUUCAGAAUAGAAAGAGUCACGGUUAAACUUUUCAGCGGUUUGAGAUGUUCUGUUUGCAUUUUUACAGACUUCUCUUUCGUGUUCCUGCUUUUUGGCUUCCAGUGGGAUUUUCCACUGCAAUAUUAAGAGUGGCCUCAAAGCAACACUAGAGGCGGGUUGAGUGGCAGUGACAUAUCCAGGUCUGCUUGUUAAGUUCAUGUCCUCAUCACUUGGAGGCCUGCAGGACUCAGAUUUGUCACACGCAUCAGACUCCAAAACAUAACAACUCGUUAACUAUACAAGAAACCUUGCCACAGCGUCUGAGUUUGUGCAGGAUUGUUUACAGCACCUCUGGAGCUCUUGAGCUGAAGAAUUUAACGUUUUCUGUUUUUUUUUGUAAAAUUUCAGGUGGUAAAGUACUGGCCAGAGAUCGGAAAGUGCGGUUAUCUUGUGUGGAGGUAUCUGCUAAGACGGGAUGAUAUGGAACCAGCACCGUGGACACCUGAAGGACUGGAGAGGAUCAACAAACUAGGCCUUGCUAUUCAGGUUGGGUGCUAUUUUUUCUCUUUUCAGAUACAACAGAUUACGGGUACAACGGUUAUCUGUUCACUUAAUCUUCAGGUCUCCCCCACUGUGUCUCCACAGUACCCACCAGGUUACUUAGCAGCCAUGGCUAACAAAUCACGAAAGGAGGCCUGUGCCAGACCGGGUCGCGGAGGCCGGACUAAGCACUAUCCUGGUAGGGGGAGGCCGAGGAGACAACGCAAGAUCAGAGAGAAAGAGGAGAAUGACGAGGACGAGGAGGAUGAGCAGCUGAUGCCUCCGAUGGAUGAUGAAGAGCCCCAGAGUAACGGAGAGGAGAAGACAAACAGAGAAUGCGGUGGGUGCUUUUACAGAUGGAGUUCAGAGCAGGUCAGACGAGGUGUUGUGAGAAAAGGAAAGGUGAGGACAGCGUAAACAGUGAAACUACCCUAAGACAGCUAUAAAUACUUCACACUUUAUCACUAUAAACUCCACCAGCAUCGUAUUUUUUUCUCACUCACCUCCAAUGCCUUCUUUUUUCAGUCGUAUUUGUGUGUCUUUUACAGAUACACCACCUGCAGCAGAGCCUCCCUCCAAGCGCAUGAAGGUAGAGGAGGCGUUCCAGCUGUCAGAGCAGCAGAAGACGCUGAUCCAGGAGGACACAGCCAACAAAAAACUCUGGGAUGAAGCCAUGGAGAACCUGAAGGAAGGACCAGUAUGAUUUUCUUUCAUUUCUGACACUGUGACACCGCACACACUUCUCAACAAACCUUUUCAAAAUCUCAUAAAGUUAUUCUUCUGCUAUCUUAAAACAGUGUGGAAGUGCCGCAGAUAAAGUGUCAUGGUAGUAAAACAGGGGCAGCAUUGAGUGUCUGGUUUUGAUUGGCAGCAAAUGGCAGGAAACAAGAGCCAAAGUAAACAAAUUUGUGUAGGUUUAUGUCACUGAUGGAUAGUUGAAUGUCAGGAGUAAUUUUGAGUAAAAGAACCAAAGUCUAACUGAACAGACUUUAUGUUAUUUCAUUUACGGCUGCAUGGUUUCUGAUUGAUCACAGAAGAUAGCGUUUAUUACUGCAGCAGAGCUUUUUAUUUAAAGUUUGACUCAAAGUUUCUGCUUCGUUCACUGACUUUGAGACUUCUCUUUCUUCACUUUUGUUUGAAAUCUUGUGAAAAUGAAUGAGUGGUAUCACUAGCAUUUUCUCAAAGGAAUAAGGCAGCUGUAAGUAAUACAUAAACUGUUAAACAAACCUGUGAUGAGUUGCAAAACAUAGCUGUGUUGGAGACUUGUUUCUGAUUGACCAAAACCAUACCAGCAAUAACCUGAUCACAGAUAUCGUAUCAAAUCAAACUGCCUGUUGACUUUUUGGCAAAGACUCGGGGGGUCAGAUUACCAAUUAAUCGGCCAAUUUUUGAAUUCUUUUAUGAAGUUAUAAAAAAUAUCUAUAUUUACUGUAGAUAUCUACAGUAUACUUUAUACUCUAGAUAUCUACAGUAUACUAUAUUAUACUGUAGAGUUACUGUAGGCUACUGCUCUUCACGCCGACACAAAGACCAACUGAUCAAACUUGGACCAGAAAAGCGUUUUCAACUACUACCCCCCACCCCCUGCCGAUCGGUGCCUCUGCGUCUUAACUCACAUUACUCAUUUCCGGUCCGGUCUCAUCUGGAGACAUACAGCUGCCUCAGUAAGAGAAGUAGCUCGAUCACAUAAUGUGUACUGUUGUUUAUUCUACUGUUACUGGCACGGCUAACAGUGUAGCAAGGCUAAUAGCAGGUGGCUAACUCUAACUUUAGCUUGCAUAUUACAUGGUGUUUCACCGUUAACUCGGCGUGACCGAGACCAGCACAGCGGGGAACACCGUGAAGUGGGCUGAACUGAAACUUGUUGACUUAUUGUGUACUUCACAAACUGGUUUAUUUACCGUUGAGGUGGACCUCUCUCCUCUGUGCGUCCCUGAGCUGCCUGCUUCAGAUCCGUCACUCUGCUGUGCUGUGAGGUAGUUAGUGGAUGAAGAUUGUCAUGAGGUCGCUGCGCCAUCUACAGGAUAAGUUGGGGAACUUUUCAAAUGGCGGGAAGUGAAAUUGAAUCUUAUUCUCCUCAUUUUAUUUCUGAAAAUAUUGGCGAAAAUCGGCAAGUUUUGGACGAUUGCCGAUAAGUCUCAAAUGGGCUAAAAUUGGCCAAUUUAAUCGGCUCGCGAUAAAUUAGUUGGGCCCUUACAGAAACAGUGUUAACAGCUGCCUCAUUUAUCUUUAAAGGAGUGCGAACACUAAAGCUAUUGGCUCAGAUAUUCCCGCAGAAGUCCAGAUCAGCUUGUCUAAUCAUAUCUUUAAGCUGGCUUUUUUGGCCUUUAUUGACAGCUAAAGGACAGCAGAUAAUGCAGGAAGCAGGAUAGAGAGCGGGGAUUGACAUGCAGUAAAUUGGAAAUUUCUGUUAAAUCUAGUUUUAGUCCAUUUUGGCUCCUCCUGUAAACAAAACAGUUAAUGCUCUACAUAUUUCAGAAUUUAUUCCGGACAGAAGUCUCAAUCUGCAGAUUUUUUAGAAGUUAAAUGUUUCGUUUAUUGUAUGUGUAAAAGGAAAACCAGGGCUGUCCUUAAAGCUACUUUGCAGACACCGAACCCCUCACACCAGUUUUAGAUGCUAAAAACUACGAUGUCAAAAAAUCCACUUUUGUUAUUGAUGACCUUGUUUUCUUUUGUGUAUCAUAAUUAAGCAUUAGUAGAAUUUCAGACUCUUUCAUUAGAGUCAAAAAUAUCCUUACAGGAGCUUUAAAUAUAGUGUAAUAUAGUGCAUCAACAUGUUGUUCAUUCUGUUUCUAUUUGCAUUCAACACAGCUCCUAUACAUCUUUGUAAACAAUGUCUUAUACAUUUUCCUGUCCUUUUUUCCUUCCCCCCGUUUUCCUGAUGAUUUCUUUUGUGUGUGUGUGUGUGUGUGUGUGUGUGUGUGUGUGUGUGUGUGUGUGUGUGUGUGUGUGUGUGUGUGUGUGUGUGUGUGUGUGUCUGUUUUUGCUGCAAACAUAAAAAGAACUUCCUGCGCAAGAUGGAGCAGAUCUUCAUGUGUGUGUGCUGCCAGGAGCUGGCCUUCCAACCCAUCACCACUGUCUGCUCACACAAUGUUUGCAAGGUACUGAGAGGGUUUCUUUUUUUAGCAAGAGCACUUAACAUUCAGCACUGUGCACCACACAGUGUCAGUAUUAUUACUGGUCUGUUAUACCAUUGCAAAUAAAAGAAAUGGAAAUAAGAGUUGUGUUUAAUUUUUGCAGUCUAGCUCUGACACAGACUUUUUUCCUCUCAAAGUAAUACAAGCUUUACUUAUUUACAAAUGAACAUGGGAAACAUUCACCUAAGAUGUUGCAUGUGACAAAGGUUAAGGGAAAGCAAUCUGGAGGGUAAAUGACAGCUCUUUAGUAAUGCAUCUGAACCACUUAGACUGCUCAAUACUCCUGCCCUUAUAUUUCAUUCAUGUGGCUUCUGCCUCUUGUCGCCCUCUUUCCUUAGAGUUGUCUCCAGCGGUCGUUCAAAGCACAGGUGUACACCUGCCCAGCCUGCCGUCACGACCUGGGAAAAGACUACGUCAUGACCCAAAACACGACACUUCAGUUGCUGCUCGACCAGUUCUUUCCUGGCUACACCAAGGGCCGAUGAGGACAAACACACAUUUAUUAGUAGAAAAAAACGUACAGACACGCACAUAAGCGGUCAUUCUGUGCACCCACGUAUACCGGCAAGUACCUAAAGCUCCACUUUAAAAAGGCAUCACGCACACAUACUGUACUUACUCACGGGGAAAUGUAUAUUGCAUAUACAGCCAUUUAUAUGUAUACAAUCAUUCAUACACAAACCACCUCAGUAGGGACUGACCUCAUCUUGUUGAACUUGGACCGUCUCCAUUAACAUCACCAGCCUGAAAUUACAAUGGAUCUUUUUUAUUCUCCUGACCCACAAACGCACAAAAGGAGCUCAUGUUCACCCACUCGUCCCUUUCCUCUGUAAAUCAGUGGUUAUCAAUAGACACUAAAAUUACUUGUUAGAUGCCUGCCAACCUUUACACAUUUUCUGUACCAGGUAGAGUGUUGAAUUCAGCUGGCAAAUAACAGCUGCUUUGAUGGAGUGAUUUAGGCACAGCAAGACUGGCGCUCAUGACUCACAGCAUGUUCAACAAUCAAUACCGAUAAGUAGGUCAUGUGACUUAGUGGUGCCCAUGCAGGUGAUCUGAUAUGACAAACUUAAUUAGGAAAACUGAUCAACAAUGUGUAUUCAGUUCUGCAGAUGAAUCACUUUAUUUUUAUUGGUGACAGAAGCAGCAGGCUUAUUUUGUACAAACACAUGCUAACAUCCUGCUAGGUGCUUGUUUCACACGUAACAAUGCUGUUUCAAUGUUCGGAUAAUAAGGAUAACAGAUGCCAAAUUGAAUUUGCAGAUGUGUACUGUUUGUGCAGGUGCAGUGUAUUUCUGGUGCAUAAAAAGGCAGAAUUUCACAUUUAGUUCUCCAAACAGCACCUAAUUUUUCUUUUUACAAGGUCCUAAAUAUAAAAAAAUCGAAAUGCAUACCUUUAAUGUUUCCAGAAGGUGCUGUGAAAACAUUUAGCAUUAGUAAAAUCAUUGUUUACUUUAAUAUUGACAAAAUGGUUGAUAUAUAUAACUCACAUCUGUGCAUAUUUUUUAAAUCAGAUUACAUCGGUUUACCUGUACCUUUAACUCCCCUCUAUGUGUCAUCUCAAAAAUACUGCACUGGUGUAAUGGAAAUCAAAGGUUACAGCGCAGCGCCCUGAGAAGUGUGAGGUGUGAUAUUUGCACAGAAGUAGGGGCACAGUGGUAGUCGCUGAUGUUUCCAGGCAACCACAAUCAAGCAGGACUUCAAACAAAGACGCUUAGCGUUCAUCGUGCUCUGCGGAUAUUCAUCUGUCAUUGUUCUGUCGGUGAGAUUUAGUGUAAUUUAAAUGAAGAGCAGCAUGAUCUGCCUCUGUUUCAUUUUAGAAAAGUGGCCUGCUGAGCGAUUGCACUGACAGGACGAUGCGAAUCAGAAAAUGGAGGCACAUCUGUCUCAAUCAGCCAUGGCUGAGGCUGACUCCUAUCAAAGCUUUCUGAUAAGUAUGAUUGUUGUGGAUUCACGCCAUCAGAGGCUCAUCACAAAUAUGCGCUUUUCUCCCGUCUGUAUACGGAUUACUACAAGCUAGAUAGAAACCCACUGUGUGAUCACUCUGAUAGCAUUAUAAUUAGUUUUUUAAUGUUCAAAUUCACAGACAAAAAAGUUUGAGUGCCUUUUUGAACUGACUGUAAAAACACUACAGUAUAACUGAAGUUAUUUGGCUUUUCUUUGCAAUUAGGAGUUGAUACACAAUCCUACAUUUUGACUAUUAUGUUCAGAUGGAGUUCUUGUGCUUGUUCCUGUGUUUUUAUAAAAUUUAACAAUGUUUGAAAAAUUGAAAAAAAGUUAAUCAGUAAGAAAGUAAACACACUUCUAACCUCAGUUUAGUACUUCAAAUGUAAACAACACCCUUUCUUUUAAUGGCAACGUUUUAAUAUUUUAUUUAAAGAUUUCAAAUAUCAAGUAUGUACUCUUAUGUACUCGGUGCGUAUAAAUUUGACAUAGUUCAGUGGUUGUGCUGAAACUCCUGCAGUGCAGUGUCAUACAACAUUACGUUGAAUUUAUUGGCCAUAUUUCAGAAAAAAAAAAUGGAGUACACAAAAAUGAAGGUUUGGAUGAUCUCCCGAUCUGCACCCUAUAUUCAGGACUGACAUGCAAACUUACAAUCAUAAUUAUAAUCACUUAGAGGGGCGAAUUGAACCAACAAUAGAGCAUUUAUUUUUGUUUGUGGAUUUUAUGUUGACCCUUAAAAGAAAAAAUCAUCUGUAACAAUUAGAGAUCUCAGUACUCUGGCUGAACAUCAAACUGAGCAUAGGAAGCUGUAACCAAACAAACAACUCAAACUUUCUUAAACAAAAGCGAGUCUGUUUUAUAAAAUAGUUUUAUAUAUUUUGUUUAAAUCAUUGUAAGAAUACUUCAGCCAGAGAUAGCAAAAACAACACUACAGAAAACGAUACGUUGUUUUUUUUUUAAUCUCUAUUUCCUUUUUGCAUCUUUUUUAUAAAACCUUUUUGUAAAAUUCAAGAGCCUGUCAGUCUUGUACUUGUUUUUAACUAAAGCAGCUGCCCAACUGUAAAGUAAUAUGAAAACGAGGCAGGCAGAAACAUGAGCUAAGUGGGAUUGAGAACUGACCCACAUUCACAUAUUAUGCAGCUCUAGUUUUGCUCGUAUUCAGAGUAGCAUCUUUUCGAGGACUGAUGUGGUACUUCAAAAUGUGCAGGGUUGGCAGCUCUAACAGGAACUAAUACAAACCUGAUCUCAUCACCUGGGCCCAGCUGUUCAGAAAGUUAAAUCUCAAUCAGAAGUGCUUGGGGUCUGAAAAAACCCUCUUUUUGGUGCUCAAGAUCAGGUAAUCUGUCCUAUUUUUGUCUUUGUGAAAUAAGAUUGGAAAGGCUUUAUUGUAAGAUAACCAAAUCUGGAUAGUUCCAAAUAGGACUGUGGUAUCCUUAGGGGGGAGGCGCCUAAAUCUACACAAAGUGAAAGAUCGUUGCAGCUGCUUUUACUCUCUGGUUUGAUAUUAACAGCUUUUUGAUGAGCUAUUUUUAUGGACAGACUACCUUUGAACAGCUGGGCCCUGGAAGUUGAAAUGGUUCACGACUGAAAUGUUUAACUCUUGAGGUGGUUCAUGGGAGAUUGUAGCCCCUCUUUCCGUUCAUCGAGUCACAGCCUUCGAGGUGUAGCCAUGUACAGUUCAUAGCCGAGCGGAGGUAACAUGCUGCAGUACACAUCAGUAUCUUACUGCUCUGUUGACAUUCAGUGUUACCAGCUCUCCCUCCCCUCUCAUUGGCCGGCUGUUUGUUUGUUUGUGGUGAUGUCCCAGUUUCUGUUCAAUCAUUCAGGUUUUUUUUGUCACUCAACAACAUGCAAGUACAAAUGUUACUAUGGUCUUUAACGCUAACUGUGAUGUGCAUUUCUUCCACUGUUGCUCAACCUUGCUCCGAGGUUUUUCUUCCUGCAUUGACUGGCAAAGCUAAUAACUCUGGUUUCUUUCUCUGCUGUAACCCUCCUCUCUCUCCUCUCUGCGCUGUCUCCUGCCCCUCUGUGAACCUACAGUACUAACACUUUUUAGACGUCUUGUGGACGCUUGGCUUCAGUGCUGUGUUUUUUGUUUUUUACUUUAACUUUUAUUGCACUCUACUGAAGAAAAAAGUUUGAAAAGUUGCGUUUGAUUUUCCUAGUACGCUUACUACUAUCUAUGUCUGUAUGCCAUUUUUUCUACCAUUUUAGUUGCUUCUCUUCUAUUUUAAUCAUUAGUCAUUUUUAUGUGGCGACCUCAAACAUUUGCAGCAUAUGGCAGUCUGAGGAGUUUCAUUGCUUCAUAUUGUGAUCUGAAAUUUUAUACAUGUCAUAAUAAUACUUGAUAUGUACCUAUUAAAUAUUUGGAUUCCAGAAAAAGAAA